CUCCUCCCUCCCAGCUCCCUGGCUGUGGCCGCCCUGCCUGGCCGCUGAGGCUGUGAGUGCUGUCCCCGUGUUUAGGUGGAUCCGGCCUUUUACUGCAGAGACCCCCAGGGACCCCCACUGACUGCAUGAUGGCUGCCCGUGCCUCGCCCUUACUGCUGAGCCUGGCUCUGCUCACUGUUUGUUGGAAAGGUAAGAGCAACAUGGUAUGGCUGUGUGUGAUGGGCUCAGUGUCCUGUAUUGGCUGUGUGUGAUGGGCUUAGUGCCCUGUAUUGGCUGUGGGUUAUGGGCUCAGUGUCCUGUAUUGGCUGUGGGUGAUGGGCUCAGUGUCCUGUAUUGGCUGUGUGUGAUGGGCUUAGUGCCCUGUAUUGGCUGUGUGUGAUGGGCUCAGUGUUCUGUAUUGGCUGUGGGUGAUGGGCUCAGUGCCCUGUAUUGGCUGUGGGUUAUGGGCUCAAUGUCCUGUAUUGGCUGUGGGUGAUGGGCUUAGUGUCCUGUAUUGGCUGUGGAUGAUGGGCUCAGUGUCCCGUAUUGGCUGUGUGUGCUGGGCUCAGUGUCCUGUAUUGGCUGUGGGUGAUGGGCUCAGUGUCCUGUGUUGGCUGUGGGUGAUGGGCUCAGUGUCCUGUGUUUGCUGUGGGUGAUGGGCUCAGUGUCCUGUGUUGGCUGUGUGUGAUGGGCUCAGUGCCCUGUGUUGGCUGUGGGUGAUGGUCUCAGUGCCCUAUAUCCCCCUAAUUACAUUUUGGAAGCAAGCUGCAUACUCAUAGGGCUUUCUCUGUCUUCUAGUGAUGGCUAAGCUUCAUUGGAACUGUAGUCCACAGCAGCUGUAGUGCAAAGGACAGCAAUCACUGCACUGUAAAUAGUAUUCAUCCAUUACCAUGUCUGGCUGAGAUUAAUGGGGAGGGUAUUGGAGUACUAUAUAUUAACAAUUACCGCUCUAUGCUCAUUAUUACAAUUGUUGGCUAAGAAUGAUAGGGAUGGUAUGCCACAGCAGAGUGUAAAAUGGCAGCAAUCACUUCUCUGUUAUCGGGAUUACCAGCUAUUAUCAUGUCUGGCUGAGAGUUAUUUGGACAGUAUUGCUCGGCAUUAGGAAUUUCAAAUGGCAGCAAUCUAUUUAUAGUACAGUAUUACCUAUAUGAUCAUGACUGCCUGAGAAUCAUGGGGAAGACAUUCCACAACAUUUUGAGAGCCAGAUGGCAGCAAUCCCCGCUCUAUGCACAGUGUUGCUCAGUAUCUGUUGGCUAUAUGUUUAUAUUAACAUACACAAUAUUUGGAAACCACAGUUCUAGUGUUUUAAAACAGUGAAAUCCUGUCUUAGUCAUUUAUUAAUUUGUAUCUUUUUAUGUAUUUUUUUUUUUUUGUUCUUAAAACACUGAAUUGUAGUAAACGGAAAAACCCGAAUGUAAAAAGAAUUUUACUGAUGCCUAAAAUUAGCAGAUUAUUUUUCUAUUUGCUACAACAUUCUAUUUAGUAAUUGUCCAAAAACCGCAGGGAAUGAUGUCUUGAUUCCAGUUUCUCCAACUUUGAAAUAUGUCUCUCUCUCUGUUUUUGAAUUAAAGUUCAAUGCUUCUUACCUGUUAUUCUCACUAAACCAUUACAUUUGACAAAUUCUAACAUUGAAAUUAAAAGGGAGAUUUUUGUUUUUCCAGCUCGACUAUUUGGGGUUAAUUGUUCGCUUAUCAUUUAUUGGAUAACUAACAGCACAGACAUUGGCAGUAGUCCUAUUGUGUUUCCUAUCUUUUAUUUAUAAAACACAUUUUGGCUUACUAAGCCUUAAGUAACUGCAAUAUUUAACUGGUCCAUAUAAACCAUAAUGGAUACACUACUCUGGCAAGGUGAUUGACGGGGGCAUGACAUGAGAAGUAGGAUUCAACUGGUUCAUUCUUGGUUUAAAAGGCUCACGUGUCUGUACCUAAGGCCUAGAGAUGAAUCUGCAGAUUUAGAUCUGUGGGGGCAAAAUGGAAGUUUACACCAACCUAAUGAAGCUAGUGCCAUCCUUGAGCUAAACUUUAGGAUACAGGGCUAAAUGACCCUGCUUCUUUAAAAUAUCUGUAACACCUGGCAUGGCUUAGCCAUUUUCCGCAUUCCAGCAUAACUAUCUUGGCCAAAAUAUGCUAUUCGCUGGUUUAAUAAGUGAUUGUUAUAUUAGUUAGUUGACGUCCGUAUGCUUAUUUAGCCAAUUUACAUUGAAAGAGUUACCAUGACCAUGUCACUUGAGUAAAGUGGUCACGGUGCCUGGAGUCUGUAUGUGAAGCAUUUUGCUAUAAAACACUGCACAUACAGCGUUUAACCCUUCUGGUGCCAGACGUGUGGUUAUGGUGCCAGGAGGGCCCUAAUACUUGCUUAACUUUGGGGGUUUAAACCAUUAACAAAUGGUUUAACCCCAAAGUGUUGAAUCCACGGUCGGUUAACUGCUAGUACUUUUGACUGAAGCUUGGAUCAGGAAGCCUCAGACAAGGCAACCUCUGAUUGGCUGAGAGCAUCGCUAUCUAAGCCAAUCAAUAGCUCCCCUUUCACAAACUGGCUUAAAAUAAAUACAUAUGUACAGAUAGGUUAAAUGCUACUUAAAAUGUAUAUUUCAUGAGCCAUUUACAUGUGAGCUGUUAAAUGCUACUUUGGAUUUUAGAUUAUUCAAUGGUAUAACUGUGCACGUCAAUUACCUGCCCCACGCGCCCCCCCCCCAAAAAAAAUUAACAAAAAUUAAUUAAACUAACUUGGUUAUUGGCCGCUCUUACAUAUCACUGCUAGUGAAUGAGGUUAUAGUAUGCCGUUUAACAACCCAGUGGGUGAAAUCUUUUGGGAGGAACAAACAAUUUGUAUGUGUUGUGUUUUACAAUAUGCAGGAAUUUUGUGCUGUCAACAUUUCUGUUGGUUUAGUUCACUGCAACAGAUAGCUAAUCCUUCAUCUGAAAGGAAUUGGGAUUACUGAGCGACCCGUAUCAAACUAUUUAUCUUCUGUUGUGAUUAUGUUAUUAAGAUCAGAUCUCAGCAUGUGGCGGGUAUAUGAUCUGGAUUGCGUUAACACGUUUGAAAUAACCAUGUACUUUCACAAGAGAAAGCGAUUAUCAGAUGAUUUCAUUUGAAGACCUUGGUAGUUAUUGAUAUCAAAUAGUAAAAAGUUACAAACUAUUAACUUAUAUUAUUCAGAAAUAUAUUUGCACUUAAACCAUAUAUUUUAAUUCAGACAUAUUGUUUAAAGCUAUCUGAUGAUUUCCAUGUUCUUUCAUAAACACUCUACAAGUUGGUCCAAUACUUUUUAUAUGUAAGGACCACCAGUAUGAUUGACACUGUCCGCUAUAAUUUAUUCUAAAAAGAGAACUGUUGUUUCUCUGCAAUUUACGCCAUUGAAAUCACCUGAAACAUGUUGGCCUUUUUCCAGACAUGUUUCAUUUUCUUUAAAAUAUCUUAGAUUUAGCAAUUGACAACUUUGAUCCAUUUUACACAAGACAAAGACAGGGCAAACCUGUGGAGGAGGAGAAAUAGACACUGUUUCAUUUCUUUUCUUUUAUGUAUGCUUCCUCUAUGCACCCAUACAUGUUUGUAUUCCUGACACUAUAGUGUUUCUUUAAGCCACAAAGCUGAUGGCGAAAUUCUCACUGAGCUGUAGUUUCAUUUAUCUUGACAUUUUAUAUCCGGUUUUCAAUGACCACAAAUCAUUGCUUUGUGUGUAAAAAAACAACAAAAAAAAAAACAAACAAAAAAAAAACAACCUCACUGUACGUUUUAUAUUUGUUUCAUAUAGAGCGAGCAUUGCACUUAAUGGAACACUCUUGGCACCAUUACGAAUUUAAUCUAAAUGAUGUUGUUAUGGUUUCUGAAAGUCCUGAGCGCUUAUUUCCUUAAAGGGAACCUGUCACAGCCUUGCCUUACCCUCUGCUCCCGCGGCUCUUUGUCCCACCUCUGGUACUCCGUUGCUCCUUUCACAGUCAUUUUCAAUUUGUUUCCCUAAGCAGUGCAAACCUACUCGAUGACGCCGACAUGUUGGCUUCAUUGCUAGAAUGCCGGUGACUAAAUGUCACUCCAUUCCUAUACUCCCUAGCCAAUACUAGUAGCAUAUGGUUUAGGGUUACCAUGGCAACUGGUGAUUGUGAUUUCCAUGCUUAGAGAGCAGAACAACCACCAGUGUUCUCCUGCUCUCUUUUCUUAAUUAGUUCUUUGGCAUCGAGUCUGGGCCAAAUAAUUGACAGGUGGGUUCCUUUUAAGGUUUAAACUGUUUAUAAAGUGUAAUUUUAAGACGAUUUUAUUGAAAUUUUUAAUAGGAUAUCUGUACAAUUACAAUUCCCCUACUUACACUGAUCUCAUACUGUUUUAAUUUAUCAAAGAUUUUAUGGUAAAAUAUGAUUUUUACGAGAAUAUCCCAUUUACUGUAUUUUGAAUAAUUCCUCAAUAUGUUCAGACGUGGACGGUUUAAAUCUGUGUGUACUGAAUACCGUUGGAUACAGUUAUGUCAUUAGCAAUACGUUUACUAAGUUUCAAUACGUUAAGGAAUAAUGUGCAAUAUGUUAGGAUACGUAAAGUUUUAAAAUGUAUCGAGUGUAAUACCAGAAAUGUUGUUACAUGCUAAUAUACUGUUUACGAACAAGGAGAAGGAAACAUCAACAUUUUUAUCAACUUUUAAUGUUGAAUGAAUUAAUAAGACACUGUGACUUUAAAUCUAAGAUAUUGGGAUAACGAUAUGAAUCCUAUAUAUACCACUACCGAUCGCCGCCUCCUAUCUUGACCAAGCCCACAGGAAGCGGGCAAAACACGUUGAAGGAGAGCGGCAUCCAGAGCCUCUAGGCAAACACAGGGGUGUGCAGUGCGGACGUCCUUCCGUUUUGUGGGAGUUCCAUCCCGGUCUGUGUGCAGAGACGACCAUCAGACGGAGUGGUAACAUCUGCACAAUAUUGUUACAUUGCUGUUUGUGUAGUUAUUGGAAACCGUACCACAUUGAUUUUAUGUAAGAGUUCCAUUUGGGGGAUUAUUUAUUUAUUUAUUUAUUUUUAAAUUAUUAUUAUUAAUUGCGCAAUAUUACUCUGUGUGUGCAUUUUUUAUCCUUUGAAAGGUAUCGAUAUACUUGGACAAGCUACCAUUCGGAUACUUUUGGAGUAAAUGACGUAUAUCCCCAUCCUCCUAGAUUUAUACUGCACUGUAUUGAAUGCGAACUGGGACUCUAUAGAUAUAAGGUCAAAUAUACACAGUUUGUUGUACCCCAAACUAUUUGUCUAAGGGGAUUAUUUGCUAAGAGCUUGCACUUUUUCCGUAUACAUUAUAACCUUCCAUAGGUUUAUUGAUUUCAGAGCUGAACAUAUUGCAGUGGUAAAUUUGCAUAUAAUGCAUAUUAUACAUUCUCACACUUUUCGCGUAUUACACUUUCUUUAAGAAAAAUAAUCAAAGUAAAGUCACCCCAAAAAAAUUAUAAAUGGAAACAGGCGUCAUCCACUGAAUAUCACUCAAACGUGUCUGAUAGUGACCAUAUACACCCUCAGUACAAGUUAUAUCAAAAGACAUUUAGAGCCAAUAAAAAUGCUAAGCCCAGAGCUGAUAUAAGAAAUAAAAUAACAAAAAGGAAACAUUAAACAGGUGUUAAAAAAAAUUCCUUUCUACUUCAAGAACAAUGUGCUCAAUGCAUAAUCUUCUUAUAUGCGUAAAAUAUAAAAAAAUCCCUCAAUAGUCCAUUAAAAGCCCAUCAUGUUAUUUGUAAGUCCGCUUUUCAAAUCUGCAUAUGUAGAAAUGGAUUCUGAAACGAGAAAUCACAGGACCACAAUCUGCAGUUUGCUUUUUAUAUAUUUUUUUCCUUAUAUCCAUUCUAAAUAAAUAUUUUAGGAACUAAAGGAAAAAACUAAACAAAAAAAUAUAUAAAUAUUUUUAAAAAAGUUAAUAAUCUUGGAUAACACUAUUUGAAUCAGAGCUUGGCAGUAAUUCAUUGCUUCCUUUUUGACAAGGCUGGCAUUAGUGAUAAAUUGCCCACCACCAUCCCCUCUGGUUGCCCACCUGAGUACUUGUGGCAUGGUCAAGCGGUCACUGCAAUCCUUUGCCUUCCUUUUCAGCCAAAGGAACACUCUAGGCACUAUAACUGCUUCAUCUCAUGGAGGUGGUUAUAGUAUCUGGUGUUCGCUGGUGCCAUUCUUCUUCUAUUUAGUAAUAAACCAUUUUCUAAUGUUUAAAUGCUGCUCGGGCUAAUGAGGAAGCAUUACCAUGAAAAAAAGUGUAUAAUCUUAGCUAUUCCUCCAGUACGUGCCUGGCUGUGGGUGACUAGGGACCCUCAUUCAGUAAAGGAGGAAACUAUAUUUAAAAGAAGAAAAACUACCACAACAAGAGGACAUAGUCUUAAAUUAGAGGAACAAAGGUUUAAAAAUAAUAUCAGGAAGUAUUACUUUACUGAGAGGGUAGUGGAUGCAUGGAAUAGCCUUCCAGCUGAAGUGGUAGAGGUUAACACAGUAAAGGAGUUUAAGCAUGCGUGGGAUAGGCAUACCCUGUUUCCCCGAAAAUACACCCUACCCCGAAAAUAAGCCCUAGCCGGAUUAUCGGGGUGGGCUGCAAUAUAAGCCCUACCCCGAAAAUAAGACCUAGGCAUUGCACCUUUGCGGCCCGGCGAGACUUCCUUCUUCUACCGUAUGAGGAGGAGGGGGAGGAGCGUUGCGGGCCGCGGCAUCGCGCAACGUGAUGACGACCUUUCGCAGCGCCGUCAGUCUGCCUUCACGGAUCUUCAGCGGAAGGAUCCAUUUCCGGGCGGUGAGGCACCCAGUGGUCGGACUCGGCGGGCAAGGAAUCUUUGAAAUGUGAGUAGAUAUUUUAUGUCUGGGACUGAAUUAAUUAAAGGGGGUGGGGUGUGUGAAUUAAUUAAAGGGGGGGGCUGGAUUAAUUAAAGUGGGGUGGAUUAAUUAGAGGGGGGGUGGAUUAAUUAAAGGGGGUGGAGAAAAGUUGUUUAAAUGUUGUUCAAUGUACAUACCGGUACCAUAAAUAAAUAAGCCCUACCCUGAAAAUAAGCCCUAGUGUGUUUUUUGUGACUAAAAUUAAUAUAAGACCCGGUCUUAUUUUUGGAGAAACACGGUAAGGCUAUCCUAACUAUAAGAUAAGGCUAGGGACUAAUGAAAGGAUUUAGAAAAUUGGGCAGACUAGAUGGGCCGAAUGGUUCUUAUCUGCCAUCACAUUCUAUGUUUCUGUGUUUCUAUGUUUCCUUGUUAAACUGAUCAGAAAUGGAUAAACCCUGAAUGGAGGGGCAGCGCCAGACACUCCAGGCACUAACCAAAUCAAUGAUAUUAAAUGGUUUAAUGCUUGGGUGGGCUACUGAUUGAUAAAUGGGGGUGGUCUAAGAAGGGAUAACUGGUGGUUUAUAAAAAUGUAUAUAUACCUGGCUAGGUGUCAUGGGAAUUGCACUAUACCCUUCAAACUGCCUUUGCUAUCAGUUAAUUGCAAUUAACUUCACCGAAGCAGGGGGGCUAUAAAUGUGGAAGUUAUAUUUAUAUACCUUGGUAUUUUAGUAAUGUAGAUACUGGCUCUGAUAAACUUUUGGAUGCAUAAGGGUAGUGACUAAUUUAAGUGAGAGCUAAAUGUAUACACCAUCUCUUGUCUACCAGCAUAAAAUGGUUCAUGUCCUAUUGUCACUUCCAUUUUUUACUGAUUUUAUUCACUAUAUUGGGAAUCGACAAAAGAAUUAUAUACUUUAGACUACUCUAGCGAAUUUAAAAUAUAAAAAAAUGAGUUUCACCUUUUUCCCCUCUUUCCAUUUAUACUUACUUUGGCCUAAAAGUAUUCAAGUUGAUUGCUCUCUAACUCAGCCUUCGUAACUGAGCUAGUCUCGACUUGACAACCUUAAAUCAUGCACCCUGCCCCAAUCUGAUUAUCACCCUUUUCCCUCCUUGUAGUUUCAAAGCAACUGUAUAAUGUGUUCUAUGACGGGAUUAGGUUUUACAUUAUAAAUGUCUUAUGAGCCAUUAAUAGUCUUGGAAUAUAAAUGUUUACUCAUGCAAUUACUGUAUCUACAAAUAUUUGUUACAUGCACAUAUGUCUCGGUGUGUAGCUCUCACUAGUCAUGGUGUUAUAUGAACAAUUAUUAUUGUGUUUAUGUGUUGUCUAUACUACACUUGUACUUUUGGUGGCACUCUGAUUAAUCUAUGUGUUAGACACAUGUUUUGUUUGAUUAAUAACUAGUGAAUUUCUCAUAAUUACUUGUUAUCAUCAUUAUACGUGCUUGGGGUAACCUGGUGAGAACCAUAGGUACUUUUUUUGCAAUUGCCAUGCGGUUCACUAAGAUAAAGCUCACACUAUGCUGUCUGGAUUGCAUUUAAUCUGCACACCAGUCAAGCCAUAAGACUUGCUUUUCCCACAGAAAUCUCACUUUAACAGUACUCUCACUACUGCAAGGAUGAAGGGGUUUUCAUCCACAAGGUCUCUGACAUCCACCAGCUCUAUGAUGUCGUCAUGGAAGAGUGGAAGAGGACAAAGACGAAACGUUGCUGUUCUUUUUUGUUUCCUGAAACCUGCCUGUGGCUUUAAUGCCUUGAGUGCCUGGAUAAUUUAUUUCAUAGGCUUUCUUGUAGUCAAUCCAGGCCGUGCACAGAUUGGUCUGUGCACGGCCUGGAGAUGUGUGUAUAUAUUUGGUCCACCACACUAUAUACUACUUGCCAUGGUGCUCUUUCAUCCAAGUAACCUAAAUUUCCAAGAAGAAAGACACUUACUGGUAUUAUUAUUCAAAGAAAUAGGUCUAUUUCCCAAGAACAGGUCAAAUCACAUCGACCUCUAAUCACAUAUAGAUGAAACCAAGAGACUGCACUCACCUGAACAUGCAAUAGGACCUGCCAAGAAUGGGGUACAUUGUCGUUGUGGCAGGCUUAUGCAAGAUAUGAUCAUAUACUGUAACUAAACGCUUUCAUUUUUGACUAGGUGUUUUUAAAUAAAACUGUUACAUUCUGUGAGACUCGAAAUUGCUGUUUAGUGAAUGAGUGAGUGCACUAGAUUUUGUAUGAUUGAUUUUUUUAUAUAUAUAUAAUAUAUAUAAUAUAUUCUCUAUUGGAACACCCAGUGGUUACAAGAGUCACUGCGUAAUCCAUUGGUUACACUUAUUGGUUACUGUAAGGCACCUGCAAUGGAGACCCAUUUUACACUGGAAAGUCCAGAGAAUGUUUUUUUGCAAAAUGUAUUUUUUUUUCACAUUAUACUACAUUUGAAGGAUGAGUCAAUGAGUUUACUUUACAAUUAAAGAAGCACUAUAAGUUCAGGAACACAAACAUGUAUUCCUGACCCUAUAGGGUUAAAACCACCAUCUAGCUACCCUGGUCCCCCCAUGCCUCCCUAAAUAUAGUAAAUCUUACUUGUAUUCAAGUGUGCAGCUACAUGCUUUGUGCCUGUUUCCUUUAGACCUACCCACUGACAUCAUCAGAAGUGGUAGCCUGAUCCAGUUACAAUGCUUCCCCAUAGGAUUGGCUGAGCCUGACAGGCUGAUCGGGGGCAUAACUGGCACUAUUCAAACACAGCCCUGACCAGUCAGCAUCCCCUUAUAGAGAUGAAUUCAAUUAAUGAAUCUCUGUGAGGAAAGUUCAGUGUCUGCAUGCAGAUGGAGGAUAUACUGAAUGUUUGGAUGCAUUUUAGGCAGCCAUGACCCAGGAAGGAUCUCUAACAGUUAUCUGAGGAGUGGCCAGUGAAGUUAUCACUAGGCUGUAAUGUAAACACUGCAUUUACUAUGAAAAGACAGUGUUUACAGCAAAAAGCCUGAAGGUAAUGAUUCUACGCACCAGAACAAAUGCAAUAAGCUGUAGUUGUUCUGGUGACUAUAGUGUCCCUUUAAAGACGGAAUCUCCAAGGUGAUGUCAUGUAUGCUUGUUUUGUAGCUUUCAAAUUAGGACUCCAAUGGCACCACUGCAUUAGACUAUUCUGAAAUAGAUGUUCUUGAGUAUCAAGCACCAUAUUGAUCUGUAAAAACAGGAGGCAUUGUUGCUAGCUCAGUUAAAGCAUCCUUUCCUUUAAGUCAAGUAUAUCUCCAAUACCAGUCAUGUCUCUGACUGUUUUUCUUCAUGCUCACAGCUUCUCAAUGACCCAUGGAGCUUCAAUUAGUAUAGGAAACCAACCAUUCAGUCUCCUUGUUGAACAGGAUUCCAACACAACGAAUUGAUAAAAUUAGAAAUGCAACUAAUGAGUAAAACAUUAAUUAACCUCAUGACAAAUGAGAGGGUGUUCGUAAAACUACAGUCACCUGUUGGGCAAGAACAGCACAAUAAUAGGCCUCUAGUAACAUUCAAUCUAUACACUGUGCCAAACAGGCUGGUAGCAAUUACAGAGCAAUAAAAUAAUAGGAGUUUAACCCCUUAAGGACCAAACUUCUGGAAUAAAAGGGAAUCAUGACAUGUCACACAUGUCAUGUGUCCUUAAGGGGUUAAACCUAUACCCCAUUGGCACACAAAUAUAAAGUGCAGCUAUGCGAGCCAUUGGGAUAUGUAUUCUGGACCUGGGUCUCAAGCCUUUUUGAGAUUGGAAACCCUUACAUCAGGAUACCUUUUAAUGCUCUUAUUGACAGUUUUUUUAAGUAAUCGCUUUAUAGUGUAGAAUCUAGUUUGGAUUUAGCUAGAUAUUUAUAAAAAUUUAGUGUUUUGCACAUAAAAAUGAGUUAAAUGCAAAUAGUCUUUCAUGAGGCAGACACAUGAUGCAAAUAUAAUUUCUGUAGUGGAGUUUAAUCGGAAAAGUUAAAUCUACUUGCAUAGGUUUGUGCUUCCUCUUUAGGAUCAGUAGCUAUCUGUAGUGAAGGAUGUCUGCUUCCUCUAGGUCAAUGAUAGGUAAUCUUUGGCAGUCCAAAUGUGGUGGAUUCCAUCCCCCAUAAUGCUGGCAAAGCAUCGUGGGAGGUGUAGUUCAAAACAUCUGGAGUGCCGAAGGUUGCCUAUACCUGCUCUAGGGUACAUAGUUUGUGUGAUUUUGCUUUAUUGAUCCUAUAAGAAAUAAAAUAAUUUCACAUCGUUAAUAGGAAUUGGCAAAUUGUCUAGUCCCUGCCGAUAGGAUUAUUCACUAUAGUGUGAGUUUUUGAGAUUUCAAAUGUUAGGAAAAAUUCUCAAAAUCUGCAGUGUUUCAUUUUGACUUUUUGACCUAAUUUUUGAAUGUCACAUUUUAUUUUGGACAUUUCAGAUUUUAGUGAACUGUGAGUUCUUCUCGUGACCCUCUGAGUGGAAUUAACACAAUUAUGGUCAUACUAAAAACUUGGGAUUGUGAAAAAUUGACACACAGAUUUCAAAUUUUUGGUUACAAUUGUAUUGGCUAUUCUAGUUUAAAAUUUUGCAUUCUUAUACCACUUUUUGUACAGUUCUAUUUUAAUGAAUAGUCUUAAAAGCAAUGCAGCCCAGUGAAUAGGAAGUUGCCCCAGCAAAACUGCUGUGAUUUUGUUUUUUAACGUCGGAGACUUUCUUGUCGUGCAAGAAUUGCCGAACUGAGCUUUAUUUUUAAAUGUUGGGUAUUAGAGCGCUGUCAAACUUUGUCACUGUGGUUAACAAACUGAUGAUAGAGCUGUCUUGUUGUUUUACUUAGGCAUCGGUUGAUUUUUGUCUUCAGGUUAUUGAUGUUGUAGUACCAGCUGAACAAGCAAAUCCCUUCUGUGUAAACUGUGGAUCUUACCAGUCUGUUAUCGCAGACUCCUUCUCUCAGGCAGCAUGUGGGAGUAGAUUUCAAUUUACUGGGAACAAAAUAUUAUUUUGGCUGUCAACCUCAGGCAAAACGUUCUGUGGUAUGAGUCCAAACAUCCGUUUAUAAGCGUCUUCUAUUGCAACUGAAAUGGUUUCUGCUCAUUCUGUUCAAUUUAUCAGAUGUCUGCUCUAAUCACUGUAUAUGGGGCUCGGGGAGUCUACAAUCCUGUGUUGGUUUUAUAAGAAAUUAUAGGCUUAGUGUUUCACUGGCAACUUCUUGAUAAAACUUAGAAUAUUUUGUUUUUUUCCAACCUAGUAAGUAAGUAUAAUUCUCCCCCCACCCAGCCCGGAAUAUCAUAGCCACUAACUGAUUUUCUGCAGUCCUGAUAUAUUCAGAAUAAUUUACUAAAGUCUACAAUUUUAUGAGUCUCUGAAUUUUACCCCAAUUUUUUUCUUCCUAUAUUUACUAAACAAGAUGUGGGGGAAUAAAGUUAAAAUCUGCUAAUUUAGGAUUAAAUUUAUUAAAUGAGCACUCUAGGGUCAGGAACACAAACAUGUAUUCCUGAUCUUUAUAGGGUUAAAACCACCAUCUAGUCCCCUGUCCCACUCAUGCCUCCCUAAUUAUAGUAAAAUCUUACUUGUAUUCAAGCCUGAAGCUGCUGGUUUUGUCCCUGUUUCCUUUUAACCUGCCUGCUGACCUCAUUAGAAGUGGUAGGCUUAUCCAAUCACAAUGCUUCCCCAUAGGAUUGCCUGAGACUGACAAAAAGGCAGAUCCAGCACAAUUCAAACACAGCCCUGGCCAACCAGCAUCUCCUCAUAGAUAUGAAUUGAAUCAAUGAAUCUCUAUGAGGAAAGUUCAGUGUCUGCAUGCAGAGGGAGGAGAUACUGAAUGUUUGGAUGCAUUUUAGGCAGCCAUGACCCAGGAAGGAUCUCUAACAGCUAUAUGAGGCGUGGCCAGUGAAGUUAAUGAUUAUACUCAUAAGCUGUAGUUGUUCUGGUGACUAUAGUGUCCCUUUAACUUUGGAUCAGCUUUUCAAAUUAUUUCAUAUUCUAGAAAAUAUUGUAGUAUUUUAAUAUAUUUUUAAUAUAUUGAUAUUUUUAUGUAAGAUGAUAUAUUUUGGAAAAAUUAAUUUUAAAAGUUUAUUGAAAAUAUUAAAUUAUUUGAAAAGGUUAUCCAAAAUAUUAAAUUGAGGCCUUACUGUCUUAUUUACGUAUUAAAGUGGCCCAAACAUCUGUACAAAAGAGAAUUUCAUUAAAAACGAGGCACAAAAUUAGAGCUACUUAGUGGAUCCCCUUCUUCAUUUGAAGGAUAAAAAAAAAAUUGCUCUGAGUGUGGUGGACCUAAUAUUUGUCUAUUGAAAGGUAUCACUCUGACCUGAUAGUAACUUAUCUGAUCAUUCUCCCAUCCUGUACGGUGCAACUGGGGAUCCCUGGCAAUCUUAUGUGAUCUUGAUAUAGUCAAUUUAGUUUCAUUGUGAAUAAAAAUACUAUACUCAUUAUUUAAGCAUAAAAAAAAAUCUAAACGCAACAUAUGAGCCACAUUCAAUUGCUUUCAAUUUGUGUGUAUAUAUGCACAAUAUAUAUUUUGAGUUACUCCAAGCACCAUGACCCAUUUUUAGAGAUUUGAAGUGGUAAUUGUGCCAUUUUGUAUGUUACGCGGCACAUACAGCCAUUAACCAAUCCACCUACAGUAGUAUCAUGGUGAGUAGCCAGCUCUGAACAAAAGUUCUGGGCAGGGUAAUACCAACUCCGUGCAAAAUUGGAGUCUGACAGCCAAUUGCUACACCCACCAAUGCAGCCCCUGUCCUCCCCUCAGUCCACCCUCUGUCUGCCCUUCCUCUCCGGUGAGUGGCUGUGACAUCAGCCAAAGAGGACUGAGCGAGAACGGGCGAGAAUGAAUGGGAGAACUUGGCCAUGGCAAUGGGAAAGCGUUUAGUUUAACCCCUUAAAACCGGAGGGCGUACUAUUACGCCCUACUCUAAGCGGCUCUAAACGCUGCAGGACGUAAUAGUAUGCCCUCAAUUUUUUCUUACUUACCCGGUCGCCGGCGAUCCCACGCAGGCGAUAGUUGGGGAGUCUCACCUGGGAUCCCAGGGAGUCCCCCGCGGCGGAUCCUGCCUCCUCCGGCCCCCCAUGGCCAUGUGAGAGUGAGGUCCUUGCGAGGACCUCACAAUCACAUGGCCGGGUUAGCUGGCUGCUGCAUUGCCAGUAGGGGGACUGCCUGUAAUGACAGUUAGUCCCCCUGCUGGCUGGAAAUCAAAUAAAAUAAUGUUAAUCAGUGUAAAAAAAAAUAAAAAUUAUAUACUUAGAUCAUAUAUAUACAUACACACACACACACACACAUACACACACAUACACUGUCUAGGUGUAUUUUACUAUAAAAAAAAAUAUAUAUAUAUAUAUAUAUAUAUAUAUAUAUAUAUAUAUAUAUAUAUAUAUAUUUUAUCUCAAAUUACACGUAGACUGAUAUUGAUUAAAUAUAUAUAAUUAUUGUUAUAUAUAGUGUAUAAAAAAUAUUUAAAUACGUUAAAAAAUUAAAUGAAAAAAUAUAUAGAUGUGUUAUUUCGUUCUAACUGUAUUGUGAUAUUAAUAUAUAUAUCAAAAUACACGUAGAACGAAAUAAUAUAUAUAUGUAUAAAUAUAUACGUAUAUAUCACUGUAUGUGUGUGUGUGUGUGUGUAUAUAUAAUAUAUUAAUUCUACAUAUAUAUUUAUGUAAUAUUUUUUACAUAAUUAGGCAUUUUAAUUAAUUACAAUUAGCGUGACCUGCCUGACAACCCAUGCUGAAAGUAAAGGGAAUUUAAUUUGCUAGCACUAUAUUUAACCCUAUAACUUUCCAAGACACCAUAAAACCUGUACAUGGGGGGGUACUGUUUUACUCAGGAGACUUCGCUGAACACAAAUAUUAGUGUUUCAAAACCGUAAAAUGUAUUACAACGAUGAUAUCGCCAGUCAUAGUGAAGUUUUUUGCAUUUUUCACAGCACUUACACGGACGACAUUAUUGCUGUGAUACUUUUUACUGUUUUGAAACACAAAUAUUUGUGUUCAGCGAAGUCUCCCGAGUACAACAGUACCCCUCAUGUACAUGUUUUAUGGUGUUUUCAAAAGUUACAGCGUCAACUAUAAGGCUUGUGUUUCAUUUUUUUCACAUUAAAAUUCACCAGAUUGGUUACGUUGCCUUUGAGACCCUAUGGUAGCCCAAGAAUGAAAAUUACCCCUAUGAUGGCAUACCAUUUGCAAUAGUAGACAACCCAAGGUAUUGCAAAUGGGGUAUGUCCAGUCUUUUUUUUAGUAGCCACUUAGUCACAAACACUGGCCAAAAUUGGCGUUUUUUUUAAUUUUUCACAUACAAACAAAUAUUAACGCUAACUUUGGCCAGUGUUUGUGACCAAAUGGCUACUAAAAAAGACUGGACAUACCCCAUUUGCAAUACCUUGGGUUGUCUACUAUUGCAAAUGGUAUGCCAUCAUGGGGGUAAUUCUCAUUCCUGGGCUACUAUACAGUCUCAAAGGCAACGUAACCAAUCUGGCGAAUUUCAAUUUCAAAUGUAACGUGCUAUAUUUGAACCUGUAACUUCACAAAACACCAUAAAACCUAUACAUAGGGGAUACUGUUUUAAACGUCAGACUUUGCUGGAUACAAAUAUGUGUAUUUUAUUGCAGUAAAAGCAAACAGUAUUAUGACAUUGACAGUUAAAAUGUCAUGUAGAACUAAAAAAAUAACUAUCUUAUUUUCUCCCAUUUUUUUUUCAUAUUAAAUUAUGUUUCAUAGCUAAAUUUGAUAUUAAAUGAAAGCCCUGUUUCCCCUGAAUAAAAUGAUAUAUAAUAAGGGUGGGUGCAUUUACUAUGAAAGAGGUGAAUUACAGUUGAACAGACAUGUAGCGCAAAUGCCAGGUUUUGUUUACGUUUUGUUGUGUUCACAACGUGUACAUUUGGCUCCGUCCUUAACGGGUUAAGCCUCUUUUCAGUUAUUUAUUUUGCGUUGGGGGUGGGCAUACCACCAUGAAUGUGGUUACUCUAUCCAAAAUCUGUGUUUUUUGGUUAUAGUAACCCUUUAAAUAUUUGUUAGCAACAUUAGCUGUCCUUUGAAACGGAUAGUAGCUUACAGGAUAGGCAUUCACAUAAUUCAUUUUUUAAAAUAUACAAAAUUAUCUUGAAUCUGUUUCAAGGACUUAUUAUGCCGACAAUCAUAGCUGCUAUCUUUCUUGCUGUGAUGUUUUAAACCAAUGCUUUCACAUGAAUAUUAAGAUGAAUAAUGCCGUCAAUUCUAAUACACAUGUUUAGAGGAUUACUAUGGCAGUUUUUUGAAAGCGGAUAAAUAGAUUGAAAGCUAAUAUUUUGUUUCAAACCAUAUGUUUUAAAACACGCCAUUUCAAAACAAAUACUAAUGACUUUCCAAUAUAGUCAAUGUAUACAUAAAUUCUAAAACAGUAUAGCUCUACAGCCUGGGAAACUAAACGAGAUUAAUAAUUAUUACAUUUAUAUCAUUUGUAAAAUGUUUUAAAUUCUAGUAUAGAACAAUGGCAAAUAAUAUCAACCAAAAACAUGUGUCGUAAAAAACUCUGUUUUUGGUUAUGGUAACACUUGGUUUGCUGAAUCAUUAUUACUUUGUACAUUUUUAAAAUUCCAUUGGUUAAUCUUUUAUAUUUUUAGGUUGUUGAGACCCCCAUUUUUCAUGUAGAUGGCACACAGCAUUUUUUUUAAAUGUGUUUUUAAAAAAAAUAAAAUAUUUCAUUCUUUUAAAAUUCACCAGACAUUGUUUAGUGGGUCUGCUUGCAGCUACCGGCAGAGUUGUCCCUCGCUCAGAAGAUAUGUUCAAUCAAGAUUGUUUCAUUCUGGUUCAUGGGGUUUGCUCUUAACCACAUAAACUCCUAUCCAGCAUAUAAUUAUGGCAGCCAGAUUGACAUGUGAGGGGCAGACUUGGAGCGGCGAUGAUUUUUACAAAUUGCUGCAGUUCUAAGUAACUUUCAGGGUGUUUAUCGACAUGACCGGUAUCAAGGAUUCAUUCAUCAUAUUUAAAGGUAGAGUUCAGCCAGACCAAAUCCCUAAAAUUAAUAAAAUAAAAUUAGAAAAUUCUAUAAAUAACACUUUUCCUCUAAAUCAUGUUCUCCCUUUUAUUUUUCACUUUCACAGUAACGUCGCUCAUUACUAAAACAUCCCUAUGCUUUUGCUCACCUGUCCCUGGCAACACCAUCUUCAUUACUUCCACGUUACACCCCUCUCUAUUUAUCCCAUGCACUCUACAUAUACCUUUCCAGCCUAUCUCUUCUAACUCCUCCCAAAUCCUCUACAUACUAUCCUACAAAACUUUCAAAUCCUACUCCCACCUUCACUUCCUUUCUAUCCUUCUGCUCCUAGCAGCUGGCGCUGUCUCUCCAAACCCCGGUCCCAUUUCGGCAAACUCACCACGUACUAACUCAAGGAACCACACCAAUCUCAUACCCAUCUCAUGUUACUCUUCCUCUAAAUCCUCCUUCAAUACUGCCCUCUGGAAUGCACGCUCUAUUUGCAAUAUUACAAAAUCCACUGCUGUCCACGACCUCUUUAUCUCUCAUUCCCUAGAUUUACUAGCCUUAACAGAAACAUGGUUCUCCCCCUCUGACACUGUUACCCCUGCAUCUUUAUCCUUUGGUGGUUUUCAACUUAUCCACAUCCCAAGAUACUCUGAAUGUAAAGGUGGUGGUGUAGGGUUUCUCCUCUCGCCUCACUGCUCUUUCAAACCCCUACCCACCCACCCUUCCUUCUCUUUCCCAUCAUUCAAAAUUCAUUUGAUUCGCCUUUUCAAACCCUCCUCUGCUAACAUUGCCGUUAUUUAUCGCCCCUCUUGUUGCUCUCCCCUCUUUCUUGAUCACUUUGCUUCCUGGCUACCGUAUUUCCUUUCUUCUAAUAUUCCAUCCCUAAUUCUCGGGAACUUCAAUAUUCCCAUUAACCCACCUUUGACCUCAGCAGCCUCUAAACUACUUUCAAUUACUUCCUCCUUUGGGCUAUCGCAAUGGGCUAAUUCUCCCACCCAUGUAGCUGGCAAUACCCUCUACCUAAUUUUCUCUUAUGCAUGUACAGUAUCUAAUAUCUGCAACACUCCAUUUCCUCUCUCUGAUCACCACCUCUUAUUGUUUGCUCUCAAGUACCCCCCCAACUCAGGAGGAACCUUAAUUCUAUUGACCAAGAGCAGCUGAUAUUGAUUCACAACUGCUAUCCAUCCCUUCCCUCAUGUCCCUCACUGGCCAUCUCCACAUAUAACACUACGCUCACAUCUGCCUUUAACACUGCAGCCCUGCUCCAAACAUGCUCCUCGAGGAGGGCAUGCCCCCAACCGUGGUAUACUAAAUCAACACACUACCUGCAAAGAUGCUCUUGUUGUACUGAACGCUCCUGGAGGAAGUCUCGCACCCAGUCAGAUCUUCUCCAUUAUAAAUUCAUAUUGUGUUCAUACAGCACAGCCCUUGCCUUCGCCAAACAGUCAUACUUUUCCUUUCUCAUUAGGUCAUGCUCCCGUAAUCCCAGGUGUCUCUUUGACACCUUUAAUUCUCUUCUUUGCCCUGCUGUGGCCAUCCCUCAAACUAACCUUACAGCCAAUAGCUUUGCAUGCUACUUUACUGACAAAAUUGAACAGCUAAGGAAAGAAUUCUCGCUCCUGUGCCGUUCUCUUUCUCAAUCAUACAUAUAUCAUGCCUAUCCUACCCUUUAGAAUUUCUCCCCAGCUACUGAACAAGAGGUGGCUGUGCUUCUCAUUUCCGCUCGCCCCACCACUUGCCCGCUCAAUCAUAUCCCAUCUCACCUUAUCAGAUCUCCCCUUGCACCUUCCUUAACACACAUCUUCAACUGCUCUCUCUCUGCUGGCGUUGUCCCUGCUGACCUUAAACAUGCCACUGUAGUACCUACCCUGAAAAAAACAUCUCUUGACCCGUCCUCCCCCUCUAUUGUCCCAUAUCCCUGCUCCCUUUCUCCUCAAAGUUUCUGGAAAGACUUGUCUUUAGUCAUAUGUCUCACUUCCUCAAUUCCAACUCUCUCUUUGACCCUCUUCAAUUUGGCUUCCACCCUCUCCACUCUACUGAGACUGCUCUUAUCAAAGUUACAAACACCUAAUCGUAAGCUAAAUCCAAAGGCCACUACUCCAUACUAAUGCUUCUUGAACUCUCUGCUGCCUUUGACACUGUUGAUCAUGCUCUCCUUCUUCAAACCCUUCAAUCGCUCGGUCUCUGUGACUGUCGUUUUCAUGGUUUUCCUCUUCUCCCCCAACGCUCUUUCAGUGCCUGCUUCUCUAAUGAUACCUCCUUCACUUAUCCUGUCUCGGUUGGACUGCCCCAAGGCUCUGUCCUUGGACUCCUUCUAUUUUCUCUUUAUACUGGCUCUCUUGGCAAACUUAUUACCUCUUUUGGAAUCCACUACCACCUGUACGCUGAUGACACCCAGAUAUAUCUCUCCUCCCCGGACCUCUUCCCUGCCAUCCUGCAACGUGUCACUGCUUGACUUUCUUCCAUCUCUGACUGGAUGUCCUUCUGCUUUCUGAAACUCAAUCUCUAAAACUGAGCUCCUUGUCUUUCCUUCUCCUAAUACUGAUCCUCCUCUUUUGCUCUCCCUUUAAAUUAGUGGUAUCCACAUAAGUCCAUCCUUGCAAGCAAGCUGUCUUGGCGUCAUACUUGAUUCUGGCCUCACCUUUGAGCCUCACAUCCAGUAUGUUGCCAAAUCCUGUAGAUUCCAUCUUAAAAACAUAGCCCACAUCCGCCCCUUUCUUGUCCAUGCUCUGCUAAUUUCCCGCAUGGAUGAUUGUAACCCUCUCCUAAUUGGUCUUCCCAAAAGCCGUAUUGCCCCGCUACAGUCUGUAAUGAAUGCUGCCGCCAGACUGAUUUUCCUCUCUAGUCGGUCCUCUCACACCUCACCCCUCUGUCAGUCCUUACAUUGGAUUCCUGUAUCCUAUAUGAGUCCAAAAGUGCUAACCCAUACCUAUGAAGCACUGAACAAUUUUAGCCCCUCUUAUAUCUCUUCACAGAUCCAUACGUAUGCCCCUUCUCGGUCUCUCCACUCUGCCUGUGACCUUCUCCUGUCCGCUACUCGCACCCAUACGGCCAACUCAUGUUUGCAGGACUUCUCGCGGGCGGCUCCCUUCCUAUAGAAUAGCCUGCCUACCACCAUCAGAUUCUCCCCUAGUCCUCAAUUGUUUAAGAAGUGCCUUAAAACCCAUCUCUUUAGGAAAGCUUAUGGCCUCCCAGAGUAACCUCUACCUUACAUACCUGUCUAUUGCACUCUACUCUCUCCUCCAGCUCUGCUUCACUCCCACCUUAUUUGAUUACUAUUUCCUGUCCUAAUAUGUUUUAUACCACACCUCCUAUAGACUGUAAGCCCGUUUGAGCAGGGUCCUCUUUAACCCAUCGUUCCUGUAAGUUUUCUUUUAAUUGUCCUAUUUAUUGGAGUUCGAGGGGGUACAUGUCCACUAGUCUUUUGAUGUAGCUGUACGACAUUGCUGUCAAUGUAUUAUGCUGGCAAGCAGAAAGGCUCUUGAAUAGGUUUUGCAAUACAAUGCAGCAGUUUAAGUGCCUUUUAAUAUUGUACGGUAUCUGUAGACUGAUCUGUCUCUGUAAUACAUCUUGUCAUUCCGUGAAGCAGGUGUCACAGACACUCUAAUAUUCUGAACUAAUCACAGAUCACAUGUUCAGGUGUUAGAAUUUAGUCUGUGUUCCAUCGUACGCCCAACAUACCAACAGGCAUUCUCAAAUAUCCACCAACAAGCUGUUCUACUGUAGCGCCAUAUUUGGUUCACUGACUCUGUAAGCACCAGCUGGCAAAACAACAUGGUUUCUGUUCUUACACACAUAUUGGAUUUAAUUACCAGCAUGGAUUUGGGUUUAGCAGGCAUUUUCCUUCUCCUGCUUGAUUCUUUCCUGGACUGUAGCAAAUGAUCCAAGUGGCAUGUUGGCCUUGCCCAACCAAGCCAUUUUAGACUUAUUUUAUUUGCCCCCAACACACACAUUAAUGUAGUUAAUGAUCCAUCCUCUGACAUGCACUCAUUCACACACAUGCAUACAAAGCUAAUUAGUCACUCUCCCUCACACAUACAUUUCUAAUUAAUCAAACCCAUAGGUCCGGUCAGUCAUCGAUGGGGAGGAAGAAGGGAGGGUAAGAGGCCUUUCAGUCUGUCCUUAAUACCUAGCAGUAGAGCCAGGGAGCUAUGCAUCAAGCAACACAGUGCUCAUUUCUGCUUCCUCUCUAGGAACAUUUAAAUUUUAAGCAGAAAUAAGUCUUUUGCUAAAAAUUCUCUAUCGCUAGACAACAGUUGGAAGAGGUUGUGGAGGGUGCAGCAGAGAUGUAUUUACCACAAGGCAUUUGCCUAGGGCGGCACUUUCAGAGGGGACGCCAAAGAAACACCACCCCAAGCUCCCAGGCAAAUGCCUUGAUGGCCUUGUGUUCGGGGGCUGUCCACCUUACUGUGAGUGAGUGAGUGUAGCUGUCAGUGUGUGUCUUUCAGUGAGAAUGGGUGUGCCUGUGAGUGUGUGUCAGUGUGUGUAUGUCAUUUUAUGUGUAUCUGAGAGUGUGUGCCUGUCAGUGAGUGGGUGUGUAAGUGUGUGUCUGUCAGUGAAAGCGUGUGUUGGUUAAACAGUGUGUGGCAAUGACUGUUUAUCUGUCAGUGAGUGUAUAUCAGUGCAUGUAUCAAUGAGGACAUGUGUCUGUCAGUCAAAAAAGUGGCCUUGACACGAAUUGCGUGUGGCAAAUUUAGAUUUUGGGGGUGCCCGAAUUUAGUCGUGCCUAGGGCAGCACAAAUCCAAAAUACACUGAGGGAGUUGGGGACAUUACCAUUCGCUAACCAUAUAGACUCUGACAAUAUGCAACCACUGCUUUCUUUCCUCUGUACCUAUGGUGAAUAUGUGAAUUUUAAAAUUUAAGGAAUAAUAAAAUAAAAGUAAAGGAUUGCUAAAGGAGUGAAGUGCAUGUUUACCCCACUGCUCUUAACAUGGAAAUUUUUACAAUCAUAAUAAUGACUACAUCUAUUUAUCAAUUGCCGGUCUACACAUGUACCUGUGUGUGUAAUAUUGCCCCAGUACGGGGGAUCGCAUACCAAAUGUAGAACCAAUUUUGUUUUUCAUAUUGCGAAUUAACAUUCUUAGAAACGUACCCAUCUCAAGGUGUUGUUUAGUGUGUAAACUGCUUAAAAUGUAUGAAAUACUAUGUGAGAAAAAAACAUGCAACAUGUGUGAGUACCUCUUAGGUAAAAAGUGAAGUUCAAUAUUUAAGGAAAUGUAAGGCUUAGAAGUGGGGAUUGGAAAUGUAUGUACCUCCAUCUUUAUUGUAGUUUGUCAACUGACUUAACACUUCUUAUCUUGUAUAAGACUUUGAGGGUCUUGUUCUUCUGCCACAGUUUCAUAAAUGGUCACUUCCCCUUUACCAAUAACCCCCUUCUUCUGCCUCUAUAAGAAAUGUGUUAGUCCUGUUAAAAAUUUUUUUUUUAAAUUGCGAUUCUGUCUUCUGAAUGGUCAGUAUUGUAUAUAAAGGGCAGAUGUAGAUAGAAUGGGCUACACAUCUCUACCUUCACUUGGAAGGACUUGCUGUCGUACCUGUAUCUUCUGGGACUAGAAGUGGUCUGGGUGACUUUGGCAGUCCUUCAAACCAUAACCAGAAAAAAGUUGUAUAGAACUUUUUAGCACAGUGAUUUUUUUUCUAUAUUUUUUAUUUAUUGAUUGAUUGAUUAGAGAUCAGUGUGCUCUUGUAUGGAAUUUUGUAUGGUUCAGUAAAGUUUAUUUUGCUACACAUUCAUGCAUGAUACCAGGGGACAAAUGGACAUGUGUGAUUUCUCACGUUACUCUAAACCACCACACCUGGUCAAUGUUUUUACUAUUCUACGGCCAAUUCAUUACCUUGAGGUUCUCGCCGCAAUUGCACUACAAUUUUUGUUGUGUCCUUGGGGGGUGGGGUGGGGUGUGUGUGUGUGUGUGUGUGUGUACACACACACACACAUUAUUAUUUCUUGAGUUUUUCCAUGUAAGGUAACUUUAAAAUGAAUUUAGUAUUUUAAAAUCAAAGUGCUUGUUCAGCUGGUCCUGAUGGACAGCAAAGCCAGCUCUGCCAAGAUUAGGCUGCAUUUUCUGUGAUAAAGUUUAAGUUCCGUAUUAGGGAAACCAGAUGUUAUUCCCCAUCUCUCUGUGUUAUAUAAAAAAAAAACUUUUCAUGUAUUUCCAGUUUCGGUUUCUUGUUGUGAAAUCAAUUCUCUUGCAGAAAGUACAGUCUGCAGCAGUCUAGACAUUGACACAGGAAAUGUGUUUUGUUCCAACCUACACAAUGCAAACCUGUUUCUAAAAAUUCACUUUUAGAUGCGCAGUAAAUUCAAGGCAAAUCUUGUAAGGGAAUGAUGUGCAACAAUGUUAUUACAGGGGAAGGGAAGCAGCAACAACAACAACAAAAAUAUAUUAAUCUGUUUAGGAACUAAAAUACACAAUGAGAUAUAUAUAUAUCAGGCAUAUAUAUAUUGCAGUAAAAAAGAAACAAAGGCACUCUUCCUCUAAUUCUGUUGGCAAAGGUCACAACACGAGCUGAUGCAGUGUUAGAGGCUGGGAUGCAAUCUGACACACUCUUUUCUAAACUGGAAUAUUCAAAGUAUACUGCGUUUUUGUUAGAUAUCAUUUUGACACAGAUUUGGUUCUGUGUGAAACUUUGAAAACGCAUACCACUGGUGAGAACAUAUUUAACUGUAUCCAGAAGUUCAUGAACACACAUAGUAUAGAUUGGGACAAAUGUGUAGAUGUGUGCAGUGAUGGUGCCAAAGCAAUGAUUGGGAAAGUGGCAGGCGCUGUAACACGAAUAAGAAAUGUAGCAAAAAACAGCACCAAUUCUCACUGUGUUCUUCACAGACAUGCACUGGUAGCUCAAAAUAUUUCAAUCUCACUUAAAACUGUGCUAGACAAAUCGGUUCACAUUAUUCAUUUCAUAAAAAGUCGACCAUUGCAGUCACGACUAUUUAAAAUAAUAUGUGAAAAUAUGGGUAGUCACCGCUCUGCUUUUGCAUUCAGAAGUCCGUUGGCUAUCACAAGGUACAGUCCUUGUUAGAAUGUUUUGAAUUGCUUUGAGUAGUUUGCAUAUUUCCAGGAUCACAAAUUUGGAUUAUCUGAUCGAUUUUAACAAACACUCUGUUGUUAUCCAAAGUAGCAUAUCUUGCAGACAUAGUCACAAAAUUAAAUGACGUAUGUUUAUCACUCCAAGGAAAAAACACAAAUAUUUUUAUUGCAAGAGAUAAAAUAUUUUCACUGUCUCGUAAGAUGCAGUUUUAGACCUCAUCUGUUGAGCAAAAUAAUUUGAACUCUUUGCCAACACUUUUCUUGAAGAAUAAGAAAUUGGACUUGAGGAUGAAAUUCGCAACCAUUUAAUCACAUCUAUUAAUCAGUAUUUUUAAUUCUUGAAUGAAAACAAUGAGUGGGUUUGAAAUCCAUUUAUAAAAGACAAGCCAAUUUUUCUGAUGUAGAAUUUGAGUAUCUGAUUGACUUAACUUCUGACGGUCAACUAAGCCAAAAAUUUAAAGAAGUUUCUCUUAUUGCUUUUUGGGGUGAUUUACACAAAGAAUACCCAGAAUUGUCCAAGUGAGCAAUCAAAGUUCUGUUGCCAUACGCCAGCACAUACUGAUGUGAAACUGGAUUCUCGCCUCUGCAACAAAAAAAAGUAUCAAAAUCAACUUGAUGCAACUGCAGACAUGCGAAUACAAUUGUCAACAAUUAAACCAGAUAUAAAAAGAAUUUGCCAGCAAAAGAGAACAUUACACUCUGCUCACUGAAAGGUUUCCGCUGCGCUACUCUUCGGCACACAUUUUUUUGUUUGGGUUCCAAAGUGUUGCUAUACCAUGUCAAAGGGUUCCAAGGGAAAAUUAAUUGGGAAACCCUGACCUAGAGGUACGCUUAGUUUUGUAAUACAGUACUCCGCAAUAGUGAUACUGUGCAAUUUAAAACUCUGUUUUCUUAAGAGAUCUUUCCAAAUCUCUAAUUACAGUUUCAGAACUCUGGGUAUUCAAAAGCUUGUAAUAUCCAAGGUGCUUCCUCAUCUGCAUAGCAAAAAGUGCUAGGCUGCCCACGACUCCAUAGUGCCAUACAUUUUCAAAGUGCAUAUAUAAUACAAUCAUGUGUUUUUUUUGUUUGUUUUUUUAGCAACACAGAAGUAACGAAAUGGAGGUGCAACAAAUUCCAAUAGUGCUAAAGUCCAAUAGUUCAAAAGCCAAACAAGGAACUACAUUCAUCCAUUAAUAAAAACCUAGUUGCAACCAUUUAACCCUGCCAGUACCAUUUAACCCUGCCAUGUAAACAUUGCAGUUUCAACAAAACUGCAAUGUUUUACAUUGGCUUAAAAUGACAGGACCACUGAACCCAUAUCGCUUCAUUAAGAUGAAAUUGUGUGGGUGGCUUUAGUGGUUCUCAAACCAUAACCAGAAAGAAUGUGUAGAACUUUUUAGCACUGUGAUUUUUCUUUAACGUAUUUAUUUUUUUGGUCCAUAAUUUGAGGGUAACCACCCACAUCCCAAAUACUAAUUAAUAAAAUCUAUACCCUGAUCAUUUAGGUGGCUGUUGUGGUAUUCAUAUGUUGAGGUAAACAUGACUCAUUCAGAGUGUGGUGAGCCAGAGUCUUUAUUGAUGUGUCUCACUUGCGUGUUAACGAGCCAAGUGCAAACUUCCUGUAGCUUAGAUAACAUUAUGUGAACCUAAAUUUUAAUUUGGAGCAGAAUGAGUUUUUAUGGAGAAGUUGCUCACGUUGCUUUGAUGGUUUAUUUGUUUUUUAUUCUUUAUUUUUGCAGUGCAUUGCAUAUGCCAUACAUUGAACAGUGGUUUGUGGUAGAGAAAUAUGAUUGCAUAACUUAGUAUGGGUGGAAAACAUUGAGUAACUGUACUAAUUUUAUGCAUGCUAUGGAUGUGAGCCUAGGUCUUACUGUAAGGGAUAGAACUCUUCGUGUUUUGUAGAGGUGUAGUUCGCAUACUCGAUCCUAGUGCCAUGUUCCCGUGAUGCCGGAGGCUAAAUAGGAGGCAGCAUAUCACAGGUUUUGGCAUACGUGCGUUUGAGAAUUGAAGUGAGGAUGCAGUGAGUGCAUCAGAUCUCAGAGGUCCUUAGAGUGUUUGGAUGUAGCUUCUCCAUAGUGUAUCUAUGUGGCUGGUGAUUGUACUCUAUGCCAAGAGUGUAAAUACUCCUGACCAAGGGAGUUGUGGGGGGUAGGAGGAGUUUGCUUGUUGCCGUUCUAGGCUUUAGGUGGACUACCUGGUCCAGGUAUAAGUUUGUUUGUGUGUGUCUGCCAUGCUAUGACAUUUUUAGGUGGACUAUGCUGUACAUGUAGUCUCAUACAGUAAUAAGUAUUACAAAUUAAAAUGGGGAAAAGAAUAGCAGAGACACAACAUAUAAGCCAAAACAGCAGAAAAGUUGAGCAAGGACAUUUUGGCAGUCAUUAGACUUGCAAAGACGAUGCCUGGAUCUGAAAUAUGCUUUCACCUGUGGGUUCAAGUGCCUUGCGUCGAACCAGUCCCUAUAGGCUGUCCUGGCCCUCGGGACAAAUGGGGUGACGUGUUCCGGGUCCCAAUUGUCAGUAGUUGGUUUUGAGGGUGGAUUUACAGCAGUCAGAAUCACCAGUCCCAGUGUCUCCAGGAAGGUGGGUGCGUCCUUCUUCGAGGUGAGUGUGUGCUGCGUUCUGUUCUGGUGCACCACCAGGGAUCCGUUAGUCCCCAUUGGUUAGAGAGCUGAAAGUUCUACUCCAGAUGAGGAUGGCUUUGGUGAGGUCUUGAAAGAAAGUCAAGGCAGCACCCUCAAAGGCCAGCAGUGCUUUACCUUUAAGAGCAGACAUGAUCUGUAUCUUAUCAUGAACGGUUAGACAUCUGAGUAUCAUGUCACGAGCUACAUUUGAUGGUGCCCUUGCUGAUGUGGGUAGGAGAUAGAUCUCUUCUGUGGCUAGCUUCUUUGCUGUAGCCUGUGAUAAAAUUGUGGCCAGGAGGCGUCUAGUGUAGUGCAGUAGUUCGUCCGGUAAGAUUUUUGCAGGGAUGCCCUGUAUUUUUAUAUAAGAGCGCCUUUGCCGUUCCUCCAUGGCUGUCAUCUAUGCAGUCAUGGUUCUCUGUUGUGUCCAUACUUGCUGCACCGAGUCUUGAAGCUCGGACAGGUGAGACUGUAGGCCCAUGAUAUCUUUUUUGGAUGCAUGCCCCCUAUCUGUAAUUGCUUUUAUGUCUUUCUUGAUGGGAGCGAAUUCUGCCGCCAAGGUUUUGUGGAAGUCAGUCAGCAGUAUUUUCAGAUCAUACCUGGUGGUUGGAGUCAUGUCGGCUGAGUUGUCCAGCUGUGUUGGGCUCUCUAAUUGAGUGUCCAUCGAGGUCUCUGGCUCCGAUUGCUCUGGGUGGUAAGUGUGGGCUGCAGGGCGCGGGGAUUCAGCAGGAGCGGUUUUGGCUGCGUGGGCCGUUGUAGCAUGGCCCCAAUGUCCCUGUUGUCUGCCGCGGGUUGUGGUCGCUGUGAGUGGCGUCCCAUGGCUGGCAUGUGGGCAGGCAGGACUGUCGUGGUUGGGGAAGCUGUUUAAGUUUGCCUCAAGGCCUGUAAGUGUCAGUAUGCGGUAGGCCCCGGUUUUCUGCCUCAGGGUGAGUUAAUGAGUCUUGCUGUCCACUUUUUGUAGCUGGAUGGGCUUGGGAUAAUUUGAUAUUCCUUGAAUAUUGGCUUUUGUAGAGGAGCAUACAUGAAUGGCGUCCGUUCAGGUUGAUGGUCAAGGUCCGUCCCCUUUGUUAUUUUUAUUUUUUAUUUUUUUUACACUACCAGUAUUUGAAAUGUUAGAGGAAUAUUAAUUGGAACUACAUCUAGAUGCAAUUAUCAGAAGUUGCUUGCUUGUGUUCUCUUCUCACAAAUAAUGAGGGGGAAAACUCAUACUUUCAGUUUGACUUCUGAUCUGUCUUUUUCAAUAAUGUAUUUGAAAUGGAAACUUAAGGUCUUUAAUAAGCAAGCAUCUUCCUGUAGAUCUGUAGUUAGUUUUUUUUCUUUGUAUGUUUUGGUGAGUUGUUAAUGAUUGUCUCACUAUUUGCUAUUCAUAUCCAGCAGAUAAUUGUUUUUUAUAAGGCAAUAAAAACACAACUUCAAAUUGGUUUACCUGCAGCAAAAUUAAUUUACUAUAUUAUUUUAUGCUAUUAAAUAGCUAUUUUGACAAAAAUCUAAUGCCUCUACAAUUGCCAGACAUUUCAUUGCUCAGGCAUGCUCGUUUGGAGUAUAACGGAAAGGGCAUGCAGGCAGUAAAUUAUAUACCAUAUUUACUCGAAUCUAAUGCACACCAUAUUUUUGAAAAUAAAGUAUAACUGCGCAUUACAUUCGCCAGCAAAAAUAUUUUUCAGCUUCCAAGUUUAAAAAAUUGAGGUGCACAUUAGAUUCGAUGGCGCAUUCGAUUCGAGUAAAUAUGGUAUUUCCUUUUUUUAUUUGUAAACACCAGUGAGAUAUUUUAGGUGUAAUGAUAAUGGUUACCGUAAAUAUUACAGAAAGUGAGAUAGAUAUAGAUAGAUAGCACUGCAAACUGUUUAACUUUUAUACAGGCAAUUAAAUGGUCAUUAAAACUACCUUGCCAAAGUGUAGAAAAUUAAAGGAAGGCGCAGCAUUGAACUUUCCUUUUUUGCCUUAAUCUUCAAAUUUGGUGUUUAGUAAUUGGACUCUUAGGCGUUGUUACAAAUAAUUUUUACAUUUGUCAAGCAGUAUAUGUAUAAUAUAUGUGUAUAUAAAACUUAGGAAGUAAUCCUGUGUGUUUCUUCAUAUGUUUGUUUGUCUACUAAUGAUAUCUGACUGGUGUGUUGUGUUUGAUUGCAUUGUUUAUUUUUAUUUUCCCCCUCAGUAUAUGGAGGUGAUUUCGAUGACUUCGAUUUGGAAGAUGCUUUGGAUAUGGCAACAGAGAAACGUAAGUUUGUUUGGGAACUUUUGGGACUUUAUUUUUUUUUUUUUUUUAAAGCUAAUUUUUACUUGUUGCUCUCAUUGAUACAAAAUCAAAUUAUAAAAUUGUUACUCACUAACUGUGCCCUGAAAUGGCAAAUGUUGCCAAAGGAUUUUAAUAAUUAGUACAGCACACCCCUAACAAUGGCUGGUCUGAAACCUGGGUCGGAGGGCUGGGUGGGCUGCCAUGGGAUUAAGAUAAAUCACUGAAUGUGCACAGGUCUGUCUGAUAAAGGGGCAGACAGCGCAUGUUGUAAACGCUGAUAACCCUGAGUUUACACUGUUACUCUAAUGCCAGUUAGUACUUCUAAUGAAACUGUGUACAAAGUUGGAAUUCCAAAACAGACACCCAAAUUCUGACAACACAGUCAAACUAAGGACAGUUGGUAUGCAUGAUACCAUAACACAUACAUGAAUAUGACGAUCAGUAACUGUGUUUGACAUGUAGUAGAACAAUUUGAUUAUAUUGACCUGAGAAUAUAGCAGAGUUUUUAAACAGGAAUUUUAUUGUCUUGAAUUCAUCCCAGAGCCUCACCGGUGUCUUAUCCACUCAUCUCCUCUCCUACCCCAUGGGAAACUAAGAAAAGUUCCCAUUGGGGACUCUAAGCCCCAGAAUUGGUUGUACUGUUUGGGUUAAUGUGAAAGGUCUACGGGAACCAUAUCUGGUGGAAAUUGUGGGAGAGAUCUCAUGAAUAUCAGCGCCAAUACAACAGUCCAUAUCAUUAAUAAAAUGUACUUCCUGAAGUGAAAGAAAAACCUUCAGAUAACCUCUUCCAAUCCUGGGGGAAACAAAGCUUAUAGUAGCCAGGCAUAUUAAGUAUGUGUUGCUAAUUUAUCAUCAAGAGGGACCCUGGGUGUAUAAUAACCUCUAGAGGACAUUUAAGAUGUGUGUAGGGUGGUUAUACAGUUUAAGAAAUAGGCUUUUGUAAAAUAGAAUGCUGACUGGUUUACUCAGGAAAGUUGGAAUUGUUGAGAACAUAGUUUAGACACUAUACUAAGUACCCUCCUCCUCAACCCUGGAAACAUUGGCCUGCUGAGUAAAUCACAAAUAGCCUUGUGACAUCCAUGGUUUUCCUAGGGAAAGUUACACCAGUUAGUAAAUUGCAUUUUUAGUAUAGUUUUGUUGCAACACACACACACACAAAUCUGUCUAGUGAAUCAGGCUGAAGAUGUAUGAACUGUGUUCUAAAAAGCGAUUUUUCACAUUCUCAGUGUGUCCAUUUUGUUACAUCAAAAAGAAUGUGCAGACGUGUGCAAACAUUUACACAGGCAAACCAAAGUUUGAUAUGUUGUGAUGGGAUUCCAGCAUGGUCAAAAUUUAGUAGGCCAAAAUCUCCAUGUGGCAUAUGUGUAUGUUGUGUCAGUUGGUUAGCUACAUGUAGCUAGGAUACUGUCAUCAGUGUACUGAGCAUGUGCAGGAAUGCAGGAACUGAAAUUGCACUUAUUUCCUUUGUCUUGGAUGAGCCAUGUGGUUUGACUAGAUGUACAAGUCUAUAUUCUGCUCAUUGAUUGGUUAAAGGUGUAUGUGGGUGUAGCUAUUAAUGGGAGGAGUUAUAGUGCUAUAUAAGGAAUGUACACUAUGUGUUGGUCUCUCAGAUCAUUUGGAACAGGAGUUCAUCUGAGACCCGAUCGGUAAUGUGAAUAAAGGCCUGUUACUUCCUGAAGACCUGUGUCCAAUAUUUCUGUGUUUGGCUUCUGCAUGCUUACACUGCAACAAUGUUAAUAGGGACUAUCUGGACAUCAACAAUACUUUAAUGCAUUUGAUAGUUAUUGGCUUUAUAAAUAUGCUGGGGGGUUUUUUUUUUUUUGGUUUUGUUUCUGUUUUUUUGCAUACUCAAAUUUAUUUAUUUUUCUUCAUAAAAUAAAUGUUUUGCAGAAUGCUACACCAUAAGCCUGCCUUUUUAACCACACCCCCUCACUCACACAAAGCUCACCCACUGACAGCACGAAGUGAUCUGAACAUCAAAACAUCCUGCAUUAGGAGAGGACACCCUCAGAAGCAUUUAGUAAGAAUAUCACUUUCUGUUUGCGAUGUCUCUGACUGUCAGCAGCAAAGUUAUGAAUUCAAAACAGCUCACUCAAUGCUGUAAGGGCUGAGAUUGUGCGCAUAGAUUUGAUAGGGGAGUCUUUCUGGCAUUAGUGGGCGUGGCUAAAGAGACAAACUUAUGUUUCAACAUUCUGCAAAUAAUUUAUUUAUUUUGUGUAAAACUAUAAAGAUUUGAGCAUGCAAAAAUGCAGCAUAUUAAUGAGACCAAAAUCUGUAAAAUGCAUUAAAGGAGUAUUGAUGCCCAGAGUGCUCCUUUUAAGGUUACAAAAUCUUUUUAAACCAGGAGGAUUAUUUAACAAACUCGUUGGAAGUAAAUUGGUUCAAUUUAUAGUUAUGCACUAGUCUAUAACACAUUAGCCUGCGGGAUUCUUUUGACCAGCAAGCACCUGUUGCUCUCUUGACACUGUACAUUGUGCGGUUAUUCCAGCCUCUCUAAUCUAUACCUUGGAAUAUCUGAAAGGCUUCUGACUGUUCUAAGAAACUCUUCAGAAAUCCUGUUAAAAAGUUGAACAUGAAAAAAACCCUCUUUAAAUAGAAUUCUAUUCUGAGAUCACUGUAUUAACCUAUUCUCUGUAUGAGUGCUACUUAUCAAAACCCUUAACCUUGAAAAGUGAGCCAAGAAAAGGAAUCUGCUGCAUUUAUUUAACCCCUCGAUGCCCAGUGACAUAACAUGAUGAUAUGAUCUAAACGGGUUUAUGUAACUUGUGAUUAUUGAAGGGUUACACAUUUUUUUUUAAAUGUGUAACCAGACAACAGAUGUCCAGCUGUAAAUAACGCGGUUCUGUUUUUUGCUUUCUUUAUUCCCCCCUGUAUAUUGUCCUGCAAUAGAGAGAUCCUAUAUUUACUAUUGUACAUGGUUGUUAUUGUUCAUUAAGAAUACCUGUCAGAUUUCUGAUUACAUCACAAUUUAUAUCAUUUUUAUUUUAUUUUUUUUACAGCCAGACCACCCAAAAUUCCAGCACAUAAACCAGGUAAGACCGUUCAUUAGUUAUCAUUUAUUUAUUCAAAUGUAAAAAAUUUUUUUUUGCAAAUAGUAAUUUUAAUUUAGUCUUCGUACGGUACUUCAUAUACAUCGGCUAGUAAAGGUAUCUUAUAAGCAUCACGCGUAACACAUGCAUAGGUUCAACUGACCAUUGUUGUUUCAGUAAGCUAUAUAAACCAAUACAUGUACCAAGUACAAUGAUUUUUUUUAUUGAUUUUUUUUUGGUACGGAGCAUAUUUAAACAGGGGUCAAAAGGGGGAGGUGGAAGAACAUGGGGGUUUAAACUGUGUAACUAACACAAAGUUAAAAUUUUAGGCAUAUGCUGAAUCUGUGCACAUGCAAUAAUCGAUGUUGGUACUGUAUCAUUUAACCAGGUACAUACAAUGCAGUUUGGUGUGCCUUGGUAUGGCUGUCAGACUUCAACUCACUUUUAAUGAAGUAGUUCAGUUCUGACUUUGGAUGAACUUGGCCCAGGUAUCCCAGGCUAUUUCCCAGUAGUGUCUGUAGUGCGGAUGCUUCCUUUUUAGCGUCUUACGGUUGUUUCAUUUAAGUGUGUUUGGUUAAUUUGGUGUAAGCACAUUUGUAUUGUGGGGAAGACCAGUUUUGUGCCAUGAUGGAAAGUGCUGCUAUAAUUAUGUGGAAAAUGAGAUAACGACCUGGUUUUGAGAUUGAGGUUGGUAAGUUAAAUAGAAUGUAGUGUUCCAGUAGGUGGGGUAGAAGUACUCCAGUACUGUUAUGAAUGAAUUUGGUUAUGUUCUUCCAAAAUUUGGGCAGACGUGUGCAUUCCCACCAUAUGUGUAACAUGUUCCCAAUUCCAGACCCGCACCGCCAGCAUUGGUUGGAUAUAGUUGGGCUAAUCCGAUCUAAGCAUGCUGGUGUGAGAUACCACCUAUAGAUACGUUUUUUUUUUUUUUUUUUUCAGACUAAUUCUGUAUGUUUGGAGCAGCGAGUCAGGGUUUAUUCCCAUUCUGCUUCUGUGAAGAAUUUGUUUAAUUCUUUUUCCCAUGCUUUGAUAAAGCUGAAAUCUUUCAUGUUGAAUUUGUUAGGUAUUGCGAUAUAUAUGGAUGAAAUACGUUUUUUUCGAGGGUUUGGUACCCACCUAAAUGCUUUUGAAGUCAGUCAGCCUAUGCCCAUGUACAGAGAUCGCAUUAGUUAGGUUUUAUAUAGUAAUCCAUGAACACAUUUGGCGGUAGUAGUGUGCUGUUGUAGGUAGUGUAUAAGUGCGUUUUAGUUCGUGAUAUGUUGUCAUGGCAUGGCUUGUAAAUAGUUGGUAUAAGAAAUAAAUACCAUGUCUUUCCCAUAUCCUGUAAUUGAAAUCUGGAAUCAAGUGUAUUAGGGAUUUAAUCGGCAAUGAUAUAGGGGUAUAUGUAGAAAUAUUUUUUGAUUUGUGUCCCGUACUGACAGUGUCAGGCUGGUUGUUGGAAGGCAGUCGGGGUUUGUGGUCUUUUGUUCGCUGGAAUCCAUGUCAUGGUAUCUAUGGUCAUUUAAUUUGUCCAGCUGGACUUUAUAUGUUUCCAUUGGGGGUCAUGUGGGUGCGCUCUUGCAUAUAGAACGCUACUCAAUAUGGCUGCGUGGUAGUACCUUUUAAAAUUAGGUAGGCUCAUGCCUCCUUCAGUGAGAGGUCUGUGCGUGAUUUCCAGUGCUAUACGUGCUCUCUUACCAUUACACACGAAGUUAUAGACCCAACGCUGUAAAGUGCUAAAGUAUGUAUGUAGUAUUCAUAUGGAUAGGGAUCAGAAAUAAGUAUUGUAUCUUAGGGAGUACUAUCAUUUUAAUUGCGCCCUGUCCAGGAUAUAAACAGAGGUUUCCAUUCUUGUAGUUGUUGUUUUACUUCCAUCAAUAGUCUUUAGUAAUUAAAAUUAGCCUGGUACAAGUUUGUUAGUGAUUUUGUAAAGACAAUGCCUAGGAAGAUAAUAUGGUCAUUUCUCCAGUCAUAUGUGUAGACAUUUUCAGUCUUUGCAGUGUAUCUGCAGGGAUUCCCUUGAGUAAAGCCUGUUUCUUAGCGACAUUCAGUUUGUAAUAUGAAAAUUUGCUGUACGUCUCCAGUAUGCCCUGACACAUGAUUGGAUGCAAGCCGGGUGUUAAAUAUAACGAAAUGUAAAGUGACUUCCUAUAAAUAAGCAAGAUGUGUAUAUCUAUGACUUUAUAUAAAAUCCAUCACUUCAGGUUAGGAGGACGUCUAGCUGCAUCAUGAUGGUAAAAACGCUAUCCUAACAGUAACGCUCUUUUAUCAAGAUAAUUUCUCUUUAAAUUGGAGCUGUGUCACCCACAGCUGAAUUAAUAUUCCCCAGCAUUCCGCAAGCAAUGAGCAGAGUCAGCACAUUAGCAGCAUAGUGCGACGAGCAGAGACUGCAGCUUUUAGUGGAUGCUGGCAAUCUCUUUGUAGUUCAUACAUUUCGGGCGGUCUUUAUUUCCUCACAUUGGUAUUUCAUGUCCUCUGCUAAAAGGUAGUGGGUGUUUUCCAGCAAUUCUUAGUAUAGAAUGUCAUAAUCUGGGUCACUAACUAAGUGAAUGUUUGUAGAAUAUCCUGAAGGAAAUUGUACAUUUUAGCCAAACAUGAAUAUUUCUGCAGUUGGACUAUUUUAUCUUAAAAAUUGUCAAUUCUAUACAGUUCCCACUUUAGUACAUAGCUCUGAUGUGAUUGCCUCUUUAAAAUCAUAAACCAUGAACUGUAAUGAGCUGGAAAUCAAAUUGCAAAACUAAAUUAUACCUGGCUAGUUUGGCCCAAAUUAUUUAUUUUCCCCACCUCAAUUUACUGUUUAGGGAAUACACAUUUUUGUGAUUUUAUGUGUUGGGAGAAAAGCUAUCUUAAAUGGACACUGUAGUCACCAGAACAAAUUCAGCUUAUUGUGUUUGUUCUGGUGAGUAUAAUUAAUCCAUUCUGGCUUUUGCAGUAAACACUGUUUUUUUUUUUCUUAAAGGACCACUCUAGGCACCCAGACCACUUCAGCUUAAUGAAGUGGUCUGGGUGCCAGGUCCAGCUAGGGUUAACCCAUUUUUUCAUAAACAUAGCAGUUUCAGAGAAACUGCUAUGUUUAUGAAUGGGUUAAGCCUUCCCCUAUUUCCUCUAGUGGCUGUCUCAUUGACAGCCACUAGAGGCGCUUGCGUGCUUCUCACUGUGAUUUUCACAGUGAGAGCACGCCAGCGUCCAUAGGAAAGCAUUAUGAAUGCUUUCCUAUGCGACCGGCUGAAUGCGCGCGCAGCUCUUGCCGCGCGUGCGCAUUCAGCCCAGAAGGAGGAACGGAGGAGGAUCGGAGGAGGAGAGCUCCCCGCCCAGCGCUGGAAAAAGGUAAGUUUUCCCCUUUCCAGAGCCGGGCGGGAGGGGGUCCCUGAGGGUGGGGGCACCCUCAGGGCACUAUAGUGCCAGGAAAACGAGUAUGUUUUCCUGGCACUAUAGUGGUCCUUUAAGAGAAAAGACAUUGUUGACAUUACAGCUUAGUGAUACCUCCACUGGCCACUCCUCUGAUGGCUACUAGAAGUGCUGCCUGUGGCAGUGUUGCACAGUGUGACUGCCAUUGAGUCGAUGCAUUUCAAUGAGGAAAUUGUUUGGCCAAGGCUGUGAGUGGCUUGUGCUGGCUCUGGCUCUGAUCUGGCUUCUUGACAGUCUCAGCCAAUCCAAAGCAUUCCUACGGCAAAGCACUGUGAUUAUGUCAGUCGGGCAGGCAAAUCAAGGGCAGAGCCAGCAGCAGGAAACUGGAAUAAAGUUAAGAUUUUACUAUAUUUAGCAGGCUUUUAGCACUAUAGGGUUAGCAAUACAUGUUUGUGUUCCUGACCAUAUAGUGUUCCUUUUAAACAUUAUGUGUGUCAAAGCCUGUUCAAGACCUCGGGUAAAAAACCCUACCACUCAUUAAAGAGUAACCAUAGUUUUGAUUUUUUUUCUUGGAAAUUUCAAUUUGAUAUUUUUUUCUUGUAUUGUCAUCUUUCUAUGCUCUGGACAUCUGCUGAGAUAAGCUGUAUGAGUAAAUGCACGCUCAGAUAUUUCUUCCGAAGUGAUGUAGGCGUGCAACUUCCCUCAAAGCGCCUGCACGCAGCACAGUAGGUAGAGGGGCAUUACAUUAAAUUGCUAGGACAGCCAGAUAUACAAAUAAAUUAAAAUUAAAAAUCUGUUAGGAACUAUUUUUUGCUAGAUUUUCAUUAUGAUUAGAUUUUGCAAAAAUCUUGCAUAACCUAAAUAAUCAACCUUAUCAGAACUGCAGUGUAUAGAAUCAAAUGAAUGUAUUAAUGCUUAAUACAAACAGGGCUGAAAAAAAUAAAUAAAACUGUAAUGCAAGAACUGUGCCUGCUGUCUGUUUUUUUUUUUGUUUUUUUUUUACAAUGUAAUCUACUAUUUAACGUUUAUUGUACUUUACAUUUAAAUUGUAUGCAUGCAUCAUAUUAAACCAUUAGUGUAAUUUAUUUUGACAUAAAAUAACAGACUUACUUAUAGAGAGUCUUACGUGCAGACAUCAACAUGUUGCGAACUAGCUGACACCUGUCACAGUCACAAUCUGCUAAUGGCAGGUUAUCAAUGUCAGCCAUGGCAACUAUACAGUUCAGAAAAAAAAGAAUGAGCAGGGUUUAAAUGACGCAACAAUGGACCUAGUUCUGAUAAUAUAUGCUUCAUACAAGAGUGGUCAACAGGGAUGGACUGACAGUGACCUGGGCCCCUGGGCAAAAUUAGGACCUGGGCCCCUGGCAGAACCAUAUAUGCUGGUAUAUAAGAUGGUGUAUGUACCGUGUAUUUGACUAUAUGUGCAUGUAUGUUUGUGUAUGUAUAUUCACUGUGAUCCCUGGUUUAAGUGAAUGUAUGUAUGUUUUUGUGUGCAGUGUCACGAUGUGUGGAUUCAGAGUAAUAUAAAUACAUGUUUUUUUCUUUGUUUUUUUACAGUGUGUAUGUGACUCAUGGCAAUGUGUUUAUAUGAGGUAUGCAAGCAUCCUAAUUUUGGAUCUUGAAAAACUAACCAUGUGCUAAAAGUUACGAGCCACCUUAAAGGGACAUUAUAGUGUCCACUAUAGUCACCAGAACGACUAUGUAGUUGUUCUGGUAUGUAUAGCCAGUCCCUACAGGCAUUGUAAUGCAAACGCUGCCUUUUUAGGAAAAAGGCAGUGUUUACAUUGCUGCAUAGGGACACCUUCAGUGGCAGUCACUCACACAGUGAUAGACAAUGUGCAGCACUGACAUUUAGUGUCUCUAUGCUCUGCAUGGAGGCACUGAACUUUCCCCAGAGAGAUGCAUUGAUUCAAUACAUCUCUAUGAGGAGAUGCUUAUUGGCACAGAGCAGCGUUUUGCCAUCUGUGUCAAUUAGCUUCCAAUGGGGAGAGCAUUGGAAUGGCUGAGAUCAUCAAUUCUGAUCUCCGUUAAGGAGCCAGCGCAAGCGGAUACGUGUGGCGCUAAAAUAAAGGUAAAUGUAUUACCUUUUUAAGAGGAGCAAGGGGAUGCGGUAAUCUAAAUGGUGUUUCUAACACUAUAGGGUUAGGAAUACACAUUUGUAUUCCGGAACCUAUAGUGUUCCUUUAAAUGCAUUUUUUUUCUUGUUUUGGAAUUAAUUCUAGUAUGUCCAUGACAUCAGUGUGUGUGCAGGGAUGUAUUUGUAUUGAGGGUCUGUAUGUGUGUAAAUGCAAGGCCAUAUUUGGGUGUAGUUUGUGUGUGAACUCAGGUUUGCAUGUGUGGAACAUCUGUGUGUGUGAACACAGGGGCAUGUAGUUGUUAUAAGUGCUGUAGUGUGAAAUUACUGGGGGCAGGGGGUAAUAUAAGCUAUUGAGGGUGCAGGGGAGGAAUAGAGGCUGAAGUGGGUAACAGGGGUUUUAGAAUUGUGGUUGUAGUGGGUGAUAGGGGCUGUAGCAUGUGUAAGGGGUAAUAGGGGUUGUAGUAGGUAAUAGGGGCUGUGGCAUGUGUAAGGGGUAAUAGGAGUUGUAGUAGGUAAUAGGGGCUGUGGCAUGUGUAAAGGGUAAUAGGAGUUGAGGGUCGUAGGGGGUGAUAGGGGUUGUAGGAUGUAGGGGGUGAUGGGGCUGUAGUGGGUAAUAUGGGUUGUAGGAGGUAAUAGGGAUUGUAGUAUGUGUAGGAGGUAAUAGGGAUUGUAGUAUGUGUAGGAGGUAAUAGGGACUGUAGUAUGUGUAGGGGUGAUAGGGGUUGUAGUAUGUGUAGGGGCUGUAGGAUGUGUAGGAUGUCAUAUGGGUUGUAGGAUGUGUAGGGGGUCAUAGGGGCUGUAGUAUGUGUAGGGCUAAUAAUAGUUACAACAAAGUAUUUAGCCAGGAAAGGUACAUUCAGAUUACUCUGGUUUUCAAGUACGCCCUGGGGAUGUUACCUUAGCCCAACAUCCAGGGGAUGUUACUAUUUCCCAAUUUAAUGGUACUCAUUUUAUCUACCUCUGAAUGAACCCUGCUGGGAUUUGAACCUGCGACCCCAGAGUUUAACAGAUUCUACUGAUGAUGCAUUAGCUCAGCGGGCCUAAUAAGGGCUGUGGGGGUGGGGGGGAAUAGGGGUUGUAGUGUGUGUUGGGGCUUGGUGGAUAAAGGGGAAUGGAUGGAUAGGAGCUGUUUGGGCAGCUUAUACACCCAAAAACAUUUUUAAUAAAAAGAAAAAAGUUGGGUCCAGACAGUCCAGUCUCCUCCUCGGCAUGCAAGUGUUCUGAAGAGCUUCCUCCUGGUCGGCCAUGGGAUUGCGGGACAUGCUUCCUGUAACACUGAUAGAGUAGUUCUGCACAGGCUGCCCUGAUCAGUUACAGGCAGCCUGCAUGCUGUGCUCAUCUCAGAGCAGAGGCUCUGCUCCUGGAGCCUCUGACGAUAUUUUUUUUCCAGGCAAAAGCCGCAGACUGCACAAGACCGGCACAUUGAGAGGCAGCCUAGUGGAUCUUUGAUAAGGCCCCUUGGCUGUCUUUUAGUGUGCUACAAAGCUCUCUGCUGACAAUAACUAUAAAACGGCCGACCAAGGGGGGAACUUCUGUAACAGCAGGGUCCCACAGAAGGUCGUACUGGCCCCUUACUGAGUGCAGGAUGGCUGGGGAGCUUGUUCAACUCCCCAGCUGCCAUUACAUUAUGCACCACAGACGGCCCCUCAGUCCAUGGCAGAUAGGCCCGAUUGCUCAGUCUGCCCCUGGUGGUCAACAAUCCUCCGCCAAAGAGAUGGAAAAGGACUAACGCAUAGAGGUGUGUUUACUAAAGCCUGAAUUGUUAAGUUAAAAAAUAAAUUGCUGAAUUUCUCAAAAUCUGCCAUUUGUUUUGCUAAAUUUAGCAGUUUGAAUUUCCAUCCUCUAACGUUUUGGUGUUUAGUGAAUACAGUCAGUGUUUUAUAUUAAAUAAAUAAAAAAGAGCAUAUGUCAAUGUGAUGUCAUCACGUAGAUUUGCCCCUGACUUUCAUCCGCUGUAGGGAAAUUACAUCCAAACCUAUCCGUGUCUUUGCAGGUGAUGACUUUGAUUUGUCAGAUUUUUUUGAUACUCCAAGCAAGCCAACGGCAAAGCCCCCCAGGCCACCUCCAAAGAAACCAGGUUAGGUACUAUUACAGCGUGUUCCAUUAUAUGCAGUGUCUCAGAAUACUACACAUUUAUAAUAUGUGAUCACUUCGUGGUCUGUGAAUAUUUUUAUUUACUUAUAUGUAACGAAUGUAUUUGCCCAGGGGAGCUGAGAGGGUGCAAAAAUAUCUGGAGAAGAAUUUCAUCAUUUCUCAGUCAUGGCUCUUUCCCACCAUCACCUCUUAAAGGGAACCUGUCAUGGCCCAAACAACUUAAUUUCAUUAGAUUGAGCAUAAGAUUCAGUCUAUAGAGUUUUGCUAACAAAUUAAUAGAUUAGAAGCAACACCUAUUUAAAAAUAAUUUUUUUUCUCCCAGCUGUCCGUCAAAGCCUUGUGUGCCGAGGCAUUGACUGACAAGGGAGAGCAGAAAAGACAAGAGGUCCUUCAGCUCUCCACCCACUGCGUUGUGGUUGCUAUGGAAAUUCCCUAGCUGGCGCUUCUGGCACUGGUUCUAGAGUACAGGAAGUGUUGUGACGACACUCCGUUCAGAUGACGUCCCUCUGGCAAUGAAGAAAAAUGAAAGAAGACCUUGGGAGGAGCGCAGGUGGAGUGAAGGAUGGCCAGGACACAAAGCGGCGCUGGAAUGAAGGAAAAGUGAGUAAAUCUAAAAUUCUACAUUGAACACACCAUGCAUCUCUGUGAUAUAUGUUGUAUUCAAUCUAUAUGGGAGCAAUUUCAGGUACGUUAAUUACUAUAUGCCUCCCAGGGUGUCUUCGCCGUCUAACACAGGUUAUUUUGUUACUCAAUGCUGUCAGUGGCUGAGCUGUGUGCAUACAUUUGAUAAGGAAGUGUUUUUCUGAAUGAGGGGAAUGUGGCUAAAAAGGCAUGCUUACUGUGCAGCAUUCUGCAAAACAUUUAUUUAUUUUCUGCAAAACUAUAAAGAUUUGAGUAUGCAAAAAAUACAGCAUAUUAAUGAGGCCAUAUCCUAUUAAAUGCAUUAAAGUAGUAUUGGUGCCCAGAAGGCCCAUUUAACACCAAUAAUGUGGUUUCAUGGCAUUUACUUAUUAUUUAUAAAUGUCUCUCUGCAGGUGACCUGGAUUUGUCAGACUUUUUUGAUACCCCAAGUAAACCCACUGCAAAGCCAGCUAGACCAACCAUAAAACCCCCUCCCAAAAAACCCGGUGAGUAACAAAUACGUUUUUUUUUUGUUUUUUGUUUUUUUUUCAUUGCACAAACUUUGACUUGAUUUAUACCCCCUUAUAAAGCACACAUUAGCUAGCCAUUGGACGACUUUCUCUUGCAGUAUAGACAGAUGAGCUUCUAUUAGACCGCAUUUGCCAGACAUCGCUAUCAUGUGUUAAAAAUUGUACCUUGAAAGCUUAAGGGACAGGAUUGAACACCCCUUUAUUUACAGUUUGGAAUUUCUUGAACGUAUGCAUUUUUGGUGGUGAAAUUACACUUAGUUGUAUGUUUACUUUCAGCAACAACAAUAGGCGGACACCAUCCAUGUGUUUGACAGUUUAUUCAAAGUUCCUCAGCAGUGGUUUUAUUGUUUUUUUGUUUGUUUUUUACCUACAGAGAUACAGAUUCUCAAACUUAGGUGUAUUAAUAUAAAUGUGCUAAGGAGACUGUUAUGCUUGUUGGCAGUACUAUACUUCAGAUCUAGUACCCCUAUGUUAAAAUGUCUAGAAAUAUACAGUCAAGGGAAAAAGAAAGUACAUUCUCUUUGCAUUCUAUCGUUUCCCAUAUUAAGGUAUAAUAGAAUGAUCUGUUCCUUAGCGGAUCUUAAAAUUAGGUAAAUACAACAUCAGAUGAACAACAACACACGACACAUUACACAGUGUCGUGAUUCAUUUAACAAAAAUAAAGCCAAAAUGGAGAAGCCAUGUGUGAACAACUAAGUACACCUCUGAUUCAAUAGCUUGUAGAACUACCUUUACCAUUAAAAACUUGAAGUAAUCGACUUUAGCAAUCUCUCACAUGGAAUUUUUGCCCACUCUUCUUUACAACAUUGCUACAGUUCAUUGAGGUUUUAUGGAAUUUGUCCAUGCACAGUUCUCUUAAGGUCCCGCCACAGCAUUUCAAUUGACCUCCAGUGGGCCAUUGCAACACCUUGAGCCAUUUGAAGCCAUUCUAUUGUAGAUUGGUAGGUGUGCUUUGGAUCAUUGUCCUGUUGCAUGACUCAAUUUUGACCAAGCUUUAGCUGUCGGACAGAUGGCCUCACAUUUGACUCUAGAAUACUUUGGUAUACAGAGCAAUUCAUGGUCGGUGCAAUGUCUGCAAAACAAGCCCAAAUCAUCAUCCCUUCUCCACCACCAUGCUUGACAGUUGAUAUAAGGUGUUUGUGCUGAUAUGUUGAAUUUUUGCCUAGUGUGUCACUGUGCGUUAUGACCAGGAAUCUCCAUUUUUGUCUUAUCUGUCCAAAGGACAUUGUUCCAGAAGUCUUGUGGUUUGUUCAGGUGCAACUUUGAGAGAAGAAGCUUUUUUCUGGCAACCCUUCCAAACAAACCAUACUUGUUCAGUCUUUUUCUAAUUGUACUGUCAUGAACUUUGAUUUUUAACAUGCUUAGUGUGGCCUUUAGAGUCUGAGAUGUAACUCUUGUUGUUUGUUUUUUUUGCAAUUUCUCUGAUAUUUGCACGGUCUGACCUUGGGUUGAAUUUGCUGGGAAGAUUGACAACUGUCUUCAAUGUUUUUUCCACUUUUGAAUAAUCUUUCUCACUGUAGCAUGAUGGACUUUAUAUUGUUUGGAAAUGGCCUUAUAUCCCUUCCCAGUUUGAUGGGCAGCAACAAUUGCUUCUCUAAGAUCAUUGCCGAUGUGCUUCCUCAUUGGCAUUGUGCUAACACACACCUGAAUGUUCCAGACCAGCAAACUGCUAAAACGUUGGCUUUUAUAAAGGUGAUUGUGACAUUUUGCCCUUUGCCAUUUACUCCAGGAGAGGCCUGCUUGCCUGCCUCUUGCCUUGUGACUAUGGCCCCUGGGAUAUAUUGCCCUUUAUAAACAUUAUUCGGGCUUAUGGACUUUUAUUAGACUGUUUCUGGCCCUUUAAAUGCUCUGGGAAAAGAUCUGUUCUUUUGCUAUGGCACUUCGGAUGCAGCCGAAGUAGUCGAAGUGGCCGCCAUUCGACAAACGAACACGUGGUGGUGGACAUUUUAAUUCAGCCGAACGCGGUCAGCGGGCUUUUGCCGUUGAGUUCAUGGAACUAAAAUCGGAUACUCGGCGGCACGAACACCGCUGAAGUUUUACCUUCUUUGUGACUUCGACGCUUCGACAGUAGUCUAACGUCAUUCGACUAUACAAACGCCACAUUAACAUUACCUAUUUUCACGAACGGCCGCCGUUCGUCCGUUCGAACGGCAUUUGAACUGUGAUGAAUAUCCACGUGGGUGGUAACCUUGUGGGGAAAUGUGUAUAAAAGAAGCAAUAAAACCUCAGUGCAUUCUGUUCCUGUUUGACCCUCAACACGUAGUCUUGUCUCGUGAUUGGAGGGGAACUGCUAUAAUCACAUUGGGGAUUGCUAUACCAUGUAUAUUCCCCUUAGCUUUAAUCACUUUGCUCUUUUAAGAGCUGUUCCUGAUUGCUCUCCCACACGGUCCUGGAGGAAAGAGGCUGAUCCAGGGUGGAAGGAAGACUGCUAGACUCCAGUUAAGCUACGGCGGUUGUGGAGUCUGCGGUGCUUGUGGUCCUCGGCGCAAGCUAGGAAGCGACCAUCAACGGAAGGUACUCGCUCAGAGUACAGGUGAUCCGUUACAGUGGUCACACUUGCUGAUGAUCAGUUAAAGGACCACUCUAGGCACCCAGACCACUUCAGCUUAAUGAAGUGGUCUGGGUGCCAGGUCCAGCUAGGGUUAACCCAUUUUUCAAUAAACAUAGCAGUUUCAGAGAAACUGCUAUGUUUAUGAUUGGGUUAAGCCUUCCCCUAUUUCCUCUAGUGGCUGUCUCAUUGACAGCCACUAGAGGCGCUUGCGUGCUUCUCACUGUGAAAAUCACAGUGAGAGCACGCAAGCGUCCAUAGGAAAGCAUUAUGAAUGCUUUCCUAUGUGACCAGCUGAAUGCGCGCGCAUUCAGCCGACGGGGAGGAGAAGAGGAGGAUCGGAGGAGGAGAGCUUCCCGCCCGGCGCUGGAAAAAGGUAAGUUUUAACCCCUUUCCCCCUUCCAGAGCCGGGCGGGAGGGGGUCCCUGAGUGUGGGGGCACCCUCAGGGCACUAUAGUGCCAGGAAAACGAGUAUGUUUUCCUGGCACUAUAGUGGUCCUUUAAUCAAAGAUAUUUCAUUAUUAGAAGAACCAGUCUGCUACUUAGCCUCAUAACUCCCAUGGAAGCAGUAAGUGUGUAAAAUGGCUUCUCCAUUUUAGCUUUGUAAUUUGUCAUGUGGUGUUGUUCAUCUGAGCCUGUAUUUACCUAAAUGUAAGACCUGCUAAGGCAGGGUUUGACAAAUUUGCUUUGAAUCUUGGAGCCAGCUAAAAAAGUUAGGAGCCAUGCUUUUUUAAAAAUUCCAAAGCUUUAUUUUCAAUUACAAAAAGACAAUUCUUAGAGGGACAUUUAAUGUAGUGGUUCCGGUGUCUAUAGCCUGUCCCUGCAGGCUUUUCAAUAUAAACACUGCCUUUUUAGUGAUUAGGUAGCACCUCUAGUGGUUUAUAUAGCCACAACAGGCUUCCUAUCUACUGCUGUAGCUUUACUAGUGUUCUAAAUGAUAAUCUUUUUUAUUUUCUUUGUCUGCAGAUAUACCCAAAAAUCCAGGAAAAAAGCCAGGUAAGAGAACGAGAAUUUCUAUUACUCUACACCUUUGUUAUCAGCAAUAUGCACAUCUUUGGUGCUGAGAGUGGUCUCAUUUAAAAUCCUAAAUUUAAGUUUUUCUUACUAUAUUUUAACUCAUAGGACUGUUUAUGCCGUCAUGCAGGCUUUAAUGUCCUAUUACAAAGGAACCCCAGGUAUUUUUUUUUUUUUUUAAUCUCUGGGGCUUCCCUCAAUCACUUGCGGACAGAAUUAGAGGCGCCAGACUGAAAUAUACUCUGUUUACAGAAAGGGAGCACUGCAAUGAGGGAUUUAAAUCCCCAUUGUUACAAUGCUGUGUGAGCAGGGUUAAAUCCCUUCUGAAACCAGGAAACCCAGGUAUCAAUAGAUACCCGGGGCCUGGGGCUCCCCUCUGUCAGCUGAAUGUUUCCCUUCAUACCCCAAUAGCAUUUUGGUCCAAAAAUUACAAGGCAUUGGGCAUGCUAUAUUCACUAAAAUUGAAAAUUGUCAUACCCAAUAGGGCAAACAUACCACUCUAUUUUAGCUUCACAUUUUUGCUAAUAUUAUUAAUAUAAGCAGAGGGAACUUUGGGAUUAGGUUAAAUUAGGGACUAAGAUUAUUUAUUUUAUAUUUAAAAUGGGUUUGGAAUUAAUUUUAGGAUUGUAAUUUGUGUUUGGAUUAGCAAGGGAAUUCUUCUAACACUUUUUAUAUAUAUUAAUAUUAGGAUUGAGGCUAAAUUUGGGAAUGUGCAUGUUUAGGAUAAAGGUAAUGUUUAUUAUUAGAUGUAGGGUUAGAUUUGGGAUUAGGAUUUGGUUUAGGAUUAAUAUUAAGAUUGUUACUUUGCAAAGGUAUUGCUCUACUCAGGAGAUGUUGAGCAGUUAAGAUUUUUAAAGAAUUUUAAAAAAAAAUUUAAAAGCCUAAAAAUACAAUAUAUAUGUAACAAUUUAAAAAUAAAUACCACAAUCUUGGCAAAACUAUUGAUUUUUUUUUGGCUUCUUAAUUAAGCUCAAAAUAUAUAUAUUUUGUAAAUAAUAUGCAUUUAUGGAGUAAUUUAAAAAUGUGAGCUACUAAAAUGCCCCUAAAUAUAUCUGCAAGCUGUCGGGUUUGAAAAAAAAAAUAAAUAAAAAAAAAAAAAGCAAAAAUAAAAUAAUAAUAUACACUUGAAAAUAAACUGCUGCUAAAAUGGCUGUAUAAUAAGGCUCAAAAUAUAUCAUUUGACAUACCCUGUAGGGUCUACUUUCACAAAUAGUCUUACAUGAUUUGAUGAUUUGAACUGUGAAAGUGCUACAAUGCUCACGAAAUGCAGAAUAAGCCCAUCAAAGUCAUCAAUGGAAAUUAUUGUAAAAACUGAAAUAGUCAGAUCUCUUAUAUAGCACAUAUAUACACAUAUAUCUCGAAAUACACUUAUAAUAUACAAUUCUUUAAUUAUAUUUCACAUAUAUAGGAAAUAAAAUUGUGUGUGAGUCUGUGUGUGUGUGUGUGUGUAUAUAUAUAUAUAUAUAUAUAUAUAUAUAUAUAUAUAUAUAUAUAUAUAUAUAUAUAUAUAUAUAUAUAUAUAUAUAUAUAUAUAUACAUAUAUAUAUAUAUACAUAUAUAUAUAUACAUAUACACAUAUAUAUAUAUAUACAUAUACACACACACACCAAAAACACAUUUAUAAAAAAAAAAACGCUAACUUUGGCCAGCGUUUGUGAGCAAGUGGCUAUUACAAAAGACUGGACAUACCCCAUUUUGAAUACCCUGGGUUGUCUACAUUUGAAAAUGGUAUGCCAUGAUGGGAUUAUUUCACAUUCCUGGGCUACCAUAUGGUCUCAAAAAACAACACUGAUCCAGCAAACUUAAUUGGGCAAGCCCUAUAUUGACCCUGUAACUUUCCAAAACACCAUAAAACCUGUACAUGUGGGGUAUUUUUAUACUCGAGAGACUUCGCUGAACACAAAUAUGAGUGUUUAAAACAGUAAAAGGUAUCACAACAAUGAACUCACCAGUCAAAGUGCGUUUUUUGUGUUAAAAAUAAAUAAAAAAUUCACUAAAAACAAAUAUGAAUGCUAACUUUGGCCAGCGUUUGUGACUAAGUGGCUUCUACAAAAGACUGGACAUACCCCAUUUUGAAUACCAUGGGUUGUCUACUUUUACAAAUGAUAUGCCAUGAUGGGGUUAAUUUUCAUUCCUGGGCUGCUAUACGGUCACAAAGGCAACAUAGGCCCAGCAAACCAAUCUGGCAAAUUUUAAUGUGCAAACAUGAAAAACGGGAAAGCCCAAUCUGGCAAAUUUUAAUGUGCAAACAUGAAAAACGGGAAAGCCCUACCUUUGACCCCUGUAAGUUUGCAAAAACCCAUAAAACAUUGGAGGAGAUGUUGCUGAACACAUAUUGGGGUGUUCUUUGGCAGGAACACAUAACAGGAACUGAAAAUCCAUGAUUUUGGGGGUCAAAGUUCCAAAAAGAGUUGUUGUUUUUUUUAAAUUUUUGUCAUAUUUUAUAAUUAUUUUUAUAGUAAAUUAUAUGAUAUGAUGAAAAUAAUGGUAUCUUUAGAAAGACCAUUUAAUGGCGAGAAAAACGGUUUAUUAUAUGUGUGGGUACAGUAAAUGAGUAAGAGGAAAAUUACAGCUAAACAAAAACACUCCAGAAAUGUAAAAACAGCCCUUGUCCUUAACGGUAAGAAAAUUGAAAAACGGUCUGGUCACUAAGGGGUUAAAGACCUACUUAUGAAGUUUACCUUCUGUUUUGUAUUUUUUUUUUCUGUCAAGACAUCCUUUUGAUGUGAAUAAGACUAUCAGGGUUAUUUACUAAGGUUCGAAUUUCCAAUAAUUUAAAGUGAAUUUCCGACCGGUACCGGGAGCUGUUGUUUCCUGUACCCGGCCGGACUAACAGGAAGUGAACACUCAGUGUGCACUUCCUGUUAGUCCGGCCGGGUACAGGAGACAGCUGCUCUCUGUACCGGUCGGACCAAUAGAGGGCUCGGCCACGCUACAGAGAAGGAAGCUGACAGGAGGGAGCGCUCAGCGCUCCCUCCUGUCAGCCCCUCUCCUCAGGCUGCGCCCGGGCGGUGCGGUCCGCCCUCAUGGACGCACCGCCCGGGCAAAGCUGCAGCCGCCUGAGGCUCUUUACAGAGCGCUCGGGCGGCUGCACCAUGGGGGGGCCGGCGCUCCUGGCGGCGCCCCCUCCCAAGGGGCGCCCUAGGCGGCUGCCUAGUCCGCCUUACAGGUAGCGCCGGCCCUGAGAGCAAAUGCCCGAUGUGUCCAGUUAUCGAAUAGCUAUAACAUUCCCUUUCUUAAAAUCGUAUUUAUUUAUUUUUUUAGGUUUUUAUUUUUAGAACCCUUUCAAAUGAGAUGGAAAUACCUGUAAUGUGUAAUCGUUGUUUUGAAAUAUACAUUUGAACUUUAACGAGUGCAAAUUGUAAGAUUAAAAAAAACACAUUCCUCUUCAUAGAUAACUGAUUUAUAUUUUAUUGAUUAACUCUACAGAAUUAUGUCGGCUGUUUUGAGAGUUCUAAAUCUUUGCUGUAAGCAUUUCUACACAAUUCUACAUAAAUAUAAGUUUUUCAUGGUGAUAGGUACCAAGAUUAAAGCGGCACUGUCAUGCCGAACUUUCCUUUCCUCAAUCUCUUCCUCUUCCCCCCCUCUCUCAGGACCUGUUAUUCUUUUCUUCCUGUCUUCUUUAGUUUUCUUUAAAAUCAUUUGCAUUAUAUACACAUGUAAGUGGGGUCACAUAGCUUUCUCUUCUUCCUUUUUUUAAAAAAAAAAAAAAAGAGGAAAGAGAAAAUGAUAUAUUACAUCUGUUGUAUCUUACACAGUCAAUCUUUCAUCAUUAUCCUUUCUUUAGAUAUUAUACCCAUUUCCAUAUUUAGCUGAUAUACCAGUUACAAGCUUAAUACCUUAGGUUGUUUUCUUUAAAACAUAUAUACAUGUGAAGGGUUAUUCAGGGAUUCCUGACAGAUAUCAGUGUUACAAUGUAACUAGCGUUAAUCUUGAAAAUUAAAUGUUUUGGAAAUAGAAAGGCUACUUGUGCUUAUAGCCCUAUAACUUUCCAAAAAAGCUAAGAACAUGUUAACAUUGGGUAUUUCUAAACUCAAAAUUUAAAAAGUAUUUCGCACGGGUGUUUUUUGAUGGUUGUAGAUGUGUAACAGAUUUUGGGGGUCAAAGUUCCAAAAAGAGUUGUUGUUUUUUUAAAAUUUUUGUCAUAUUUUAUAAUUAUUUUUAUAGUAAAUUAUAUGAUAUGAUGAAAAUAAUGGUAUCUUUAGAAAGACCAUUUAAUGGCGAGAAAAACGGUUUAUUAUAUGUGUGGGUACAGUAAAUGAGUAAGAGGAAAAUUACAGCUAAACAAAAACACUGCAGAAAUGUAAAAACAGCCCUGGUCCUUAACGGUAAGAAAAUUGAAAAACGGUCUGGUCACUAAGGGGUUAAAGACCUAUUUAUGAAGUUUACCUUCUGUUUUGUAUUGUUUGUUUUUUUUCUUUCCAUUUUUCCUGUCAAGACAUCCUUUUGAUGUGAAUAAGACUAUCAGGGUUAUUUACUGAAUUUCCAAUAAUUUAAAGUGAAUUUCAGAUUUAAUUUAAUUGGAGAAUUUUCCCAGUUUGGUAAUUCUGGCCUUAAAUUUGAAAUAUUCUUCGAAUUCCGGACACUUAUUCACAUUGAAUAGUCCUCUUAGUUCUUACAGAUUCAUUUAUUUUUUUCUCUUUUCUAUAAUUGAGAUUGUUGAAAUCUUUUCUUUUGUAUCUUCAUUUUGUGUGUGUAUUUUUUUUUUUUUUUCUGAAAGAUUCGGGUGGCUUUGACCUGGCAGAUGCCUUGGAUGAGAAGAAUGAUCCAAAAGGUUCAGGUAUGGGGCAGUUGAAAUUUAGAAAUUACAUUUUGUCCUUGUUACAAUGAAGCCACUCUGUAUAAUGUUGCACAAUUACAAAUGCAAAAUGUAAUCCAGAUGGUACAAUCCGUUAAAGGGAAUGGGUCCGUGCUGUCAGUGACGUCCUCACUUUGCAGUACAAGUCUAAGUCUCCCUCUUUACAUUAAACAUGUCUAAGUACCUGCUUCAUCGUAUGUUACCCAUUACAAAUGACAAUAGAUCCUCUAAGUGAAAUUCAUUUUAACUAAUUUUUGUUACUUUUCACUUGGAUCUUUCACAGAUAAUCUAGCAGUAGUUUAUCAGACUUGUUUUUUAAUUUGUAUUUAAUAUAUUACCUCCUGCAUUACUAACAUUUAGUGCAAAACCUCUUUAUAAUGCAAGAACCACUUCCUAAAUGUUUACCAAACUUCAGUCUUGACACAAUUGAACAAUUAAUUAGGCUACUGCAACGAGAGAUAAGAUAAGGUUUCUGAAAACGAAAAAAUAGAGAGCAAAUGCCCGAUGUGUCCAGUUAUCGAAUAGCUAUAACAUUCCCUUUCUUAAAAUCGUAUUUAUUUAUUUUUUUAGGUUUUUAUUUUUAGAACCCUUUCAAAUGAGAUGGAAAUACCUAUAAAUGUGUAAUCGUUGUUUUGAAAUAUACAUUUGAACUUUAACGAGUGCAAAUUGUAAGAUUAAAAAAAACACAUUCCUCUUCACAGAUAACUGAUUUAUAUUUUAUUGAUUAACUCUACAGAAUUAUGUCGGCUGUUUUGAGAGUUCUAAAUCUGUGCUGUAAGCAUUUUUAAAAAACAAUUCUACAUAAAUAUAAGUUUUUCAUGGUGAUAGGUACCAAGAUUAAAGAGAAAGAUAAGCCGGCUGGGGGAUCUGGUAAGAAGCAAGUCUUCUGGCACAAAACUCACUUCUUUCUUCCACUUCAACGCCCUCUCCUAUUCUGCUUUCUUCUUCUUUAGUCUCAAAUAAACACAUUACGCUAGUAAACCUUCGCUAGCCAGAUGUUCUGCUAAGCACAGUUUACACUAAAAAUGUAUAUUGUACCCAUGUGUCUGUGGUUAUCGAGGGCCAGAUUUCAUUCAACAUACGAUGAUCAUGGUCAUUUAGAAUACUUUUAUGAUGUGGUAAUAUUAAUAGUAUUUUCAGCAUUUCCUAAUGGGCUACACUUGCUUCAUCAAAGUGGCCCUUCCGUACUUAUAUUACGUUAUGUUACCAUGGAAACAGAUCCAGGUAGUGUGUAGCCCAGAAAAGUUGCUUAGUAAAAUAUUAAGUUUCACCAAACAUUAGGAUUUUAUGUAUUCUAUUUUAAAUUGUUAUAUGGUAAUAUAGUUAUGGCAUUUAUAAACUGCAGUUUUCCGUUUUACUGUUGACUGAGAACUAAAAUUAGAUAGAAGCUGUUGCAUACAUCACAAAUCAGAAAUUAUCAGCCAGGUUACUUACAGACAUAAUAUGCUGGUCUGUUUAAAGUUGGUGAAAUAAUAAGUAGAAUUGUAAAUGUACGUGUCAUAUGCACUGACCUGUUCAUCAAUUCUUUCAUGUCAUGCUCUGGGAAGCAAGGAAUUUAAAAGUACAUUAAAAAAGGGAAAAAUAUCCAAUUUAAAUAAAGAUCUUUUUCAAAAUCACAAAUAUUACAGCACGGGAAAGAAUGUGAGAAAAUAACCAUUUGCUGAAACCCCAGAGUAUUCGUAUCUCAAAAUGUAGUAGUAACAGUGAGAUCAAUCUUAGGUGGAUGAUGUACUUUUAGAAACUCCAAGAAUCUCGUUUGAAUGUUGUAGGGGAUUUCUGUGUUGCUUUCACAUUGUCCAACUGUGGUCACGUGUUUUGUUUGGCUGAGACUACUGGGAAUCAUAUCGUACAGAACAGGGGAGAUUUAUCAAGGCAAAACGGGUGCUAAUAUGUGUGAGAUACAUUCUGUUGGUUUCCAUGGUAAUUGGUCCUUAGUUAGCUGUUUUUGCUCAGAAUAGCACCUGCUUUUGCUUUGAUAAAUUUCUCCCAGAUAUUUAUUCUAUUCAGACUGCAGUGAUAGGCAGCCUCUGAUUCUUCAAUUGCUGUGGAUUCACACUGUCAUGAGAAUAGGCAGCUGCUUGAAUGCUAGAAGGGUCUACAAAGGAACCUGUUGGUUGGAUUGAUGCUUUUUGCUUCCUAAUACACUUGUUUGUAGGUUCUGCAUUCUAACUACUGUAUCUUCUUACCUCCGUUUCAUGCUGUGGUUGCGCAUUGCAAAUUAAAAUGCUCAUCUGUUAACAUAUUCUUAUUUUAACUGUGCGAUGUGUCCCUCUUUUAAAAUGGCAAAUACUCUACUCCCAUUUAACAUGAAAUAAUCUGUCUGCGUUUUUGUGCUGAUUGUCAACAAAUGUGUCUUUGUGGUGAGAAUUUGACCUUUCUUAGUUGUACACAGCACACAGCAUUGUUUCCAUAGUAAAACAAGACUGCCGCCCAUUUAGCUGUUACUAAAUAGAAAAUGACAAAUUCCAAGUUAUUGAAUCCAGAAUAGUACCUAACAGUGCAGUCUUUAAAGGACUCUUUGAAAUAAACAUUUAUAUUGUACAUUCUCCUAAGCCAAAACUAAAGGGUUUAGUGACUACCAACGAAUUACAGGAUAAUGCAUUUGCAAUAAAAUCGGGAAAUAAUCCCAGCUUCGCUAUUUUAGUCUGAAUUUUGCAUUUCAGUGUUUAAUUAAUUAGAAAAAAUUAAUAAUAAUUGGCGAAUAGACCCCAUGUAUCCAUGUAUUUUCAGUGGAUCCCUGUUCACUGGAAAAGAACCAUUAUAUUAUUCAAUCUUGGAGGCAUUAUGUAGAAAGGAAACCUCUCUUUACAGAGUCACCUAAUCAACCAAGCCUACGGAGCAUCUCACUAAGUGACCAGUCAGUCACGUUUUCAGAUUAGCCAGGAUCUUAUGAUGAGUUUGUUUGUUUUUCCUCCUUAAUCACUGUUGCAAUGUAUUGCAGAUUUUUCGGAUUCAGAUUUAGAAGACAUCGUGGGUGGCGGUGGCUACAGUCCAGACAAAAAGAAAGGUACUAUGAAUUCACUUGUAGUCCGAUACAUUCUCCAUUCCUGGUUUUGUAAGACUAGGUUUGGCCAGAAGAUCAGCCCCCAUGUCAACUUGGUUAGUAAGACUUGUGUUACAUUAAGGGGAAUAAGGCCUUUGUCCAAGGUGGAAGACCAACGGGAUGCUGUGCAAGUCCAUUGGCCUACUGAAAAGAAUUUAAGAUUUUCCAUUUACUGGCCUCUGCAUUGCAAAAUAGCACAUGAACACAUUGGUUGGCAUAUACCAUUAUCAGGACUAAUACUCUAUCUGAUGAAUGACACAUUCAGCUGCUAAAGGAACACUAAAUCACUUCUUUCUAAACGUUUUCCCACCAUGGACCACUAGGGCUGAUGCCCUCUCCCAUGUCCUACACUUAUGGAUUCAUACAUAAUACAUAUUCAGGAACACCACACACAUAAAAAAAAAUCCUUUUUAAAUUUAACAAGGCUACUUAAAAUCACCUAUCUCAGCAAACUAAUAUGGGAAAUCCGUUCCAUCAUAUGGCCAUACUGUUUUAAGCCCACCACUACUUAACAGCAUCCUACACUAAUUCAAACGCGAGAGACAAAUCUAAUAGUGCUAGUGCUAAAUAAACUAAAGUGUAUUUAAAUAAUCUGUUGUAAGAGCAUUGUUAAUAUAUAAAAAAAUAUAUAUAUAAAAUGAUAUAAUUCAAAAUUAAUGUGUGAAACGCAAUUUUUACAAAAAUGCAGUGUCAAAACGAAACAAUUCAAGUGAUAGAGCUUUGAUGAAUAUACGCAAAAUGCAAUUCAUACAUCUGCUGUAUGAAAAUUAUAAUUAAAGUGACAUUACUAUCCAAAACCGCCUCAAAUAUAUAGCUGUGGUCACCUCCAAAGGGGCCUCUGAAGCUGGGGAGCUGGGCAUGUUUCGGGUGUGCCCCCACUUCCUUUUUGUCCUUACUACACUUAUAGAUUGGCAGUGUGGUGGGCUUAUUCAUGAAAGGGGUGAGGAAUUACUUGGAAGGAACGGGGUUCAGUGACCUGGACAAGGACACGAUAAGGUGCAGGAAAAGAUAAACUACAGAACACGGAAUAUAGACCAGUGAAAGAGAGAAUUUAAUGAGAUGUUGAGAUAGAUAUGGUGGAGAAAGAAUAUAUUUGUAGACGCUUGGCCUGUACGCACAGUCUGAGUUUGCCUGUCCUUACUCAUUGGUCAAUCCAGGUCUUAAUUGGGACACACAAAUGGACAUCGUCUUUGACAUUUUGUUUUUUUGGAGCAGCAUUCCUUCUUGCUGCCUGAGGAUUAAUGAGGUGUACUGACGUAAUACCAUGCAACAAAGAAGGGUUUAUAUGCGUUUUUUUUUUUCCUCAGGUGGUCAUGGAGGUGGUGGUGGUGGCUCAAACGGAUAUUCAGGAGCAGGCGGUGACUCUGGUUCUGGUGGGUGUCAUUAAACAUUAGCAGUGAGUUGAUUAAAGCUUCCUUCUGACUUGCAACAUUCUUGCAAAUAUAUGAGCUGUGACAGUAUCUCAGCUUGUUCAAAAGAAAGUAAUUUCAAAGAUUAUGUUAAAUAUUGGAAAAAUAUUAGAUGUUAUUUAAUACCUAGAAACUAUCUAGGUCCUAUUUUAUUGCACAUGUGAGUUACACACAGUAUUAUUAUUAAACAUACUCACUAGGUUUGGGAAUCCCUGAGUAGAGGUGAAAUGUUGCCAGUUAGGUGAAAAGUGUCACACAUUUAAUCCACAACCUAUCCAGUAUAUUGAUACACGGCUCUGUGUUAUGUCUGUCUACAACAGCACUGUACGCAUCUAUAACCAUUUUUAAAAUGGCUGCUUGGUUUUCACAGGAGGUUCAGCAGAGCCUGUAACUAUUGCAGGGGUGGCAAGCGGCUUGGCUAUGGCAUUACUUGGUGCUGUAGUGAGUUACAUUUCAUAUCAACAAAAGAAGUUUUGCUUCAGUAUACAAGGUACGUUUAUUUACACAAUUCACUUACAUGAUCUAAAGAUUAUUCGGAGCACAGGAAACACUAGUAUCUGGUGCUGAGAUUUUGUAGACACCAUUAACAGAGUUUUCAGGCCUGAUUGUCUGGCACAAGAGUGCAAGUACUGAGGUGACCCAGAGUCUCUCGCCCCUCCCCCCUCAAAUCACUAAAGGCAAGUCUACUGUCUAGCAGCAUCCUACAUUUUUGAAGAAGUGGUGGGACAACCUUAGAAUCAUCUUUUCAGAGGCACAGUGAUCGACAAGAUGGACCUUUCCCUCCAUAAUCUCUACUAUAUAAGAAACAAACCACAAAUUGUUUUCUCGCUUGUACCACACAUCUCAACUCCUACAUUGAAUCUUGCUUAGUAUUCUUAAUACAUGCUGGAGGGGCUAAACUGUGGUUGGAACAAUGAUACACAGCUGAUGGGACUGCCCACUUAUAGCUUCAUAUUGGCAAAAGUGUACCCUACUAUAAAUUUAUUUUGGGAUUGUUCCCUCUUAGCCAUAUGAUAUUACCUAUUUCCAAAUUUAAGAAAUCCCUGACCAAGCAUUUCCUUAAUACAGCUAGGAUGUUGAUCACUGCCUUCUGGAAAAAGAACUUGGCCCAGAGCCUGGCACAAUGGGUGGCCUAUAUUAGGUCCAUCAUUCUGCCAACUCACAGGCUAUUUUCUGGUGAAACAAGAUUUUGAGAGAGCAAUGGCCUCCACAUAUUUAUUUUUGCUGAGCAGGUGCCCAUGUGUUUAAGUUCUGCACACGUGUAUCACUAGAUCAAAUAAUUAUACUCCAUGUUUUGUUUGUCUCGUGAAUUUCCAUAAAAAUGUGGAAACCAUUUGUGGAAGAUCAGAGUUCCCUGGAUCCUUGAACAACUUUCAAGGUUAUGUGUAUAUAUAGUCCUGUUGCAAGGCAACACAAAGAUCCAGAGAAGACUAUAAGCGUGGAUCUUGCUUUCUAGAGGUCUUUUCCAAGGACUUGCUUAUUCUGCAGCACACAACACUUUAUCCUGGAAAUAGAAAUGUCCAGUGAGCCAUAAAGAAUCAUGCCGUUUAUGCCUUGAGGGUUUAGUAAUGUGAUAUUGACAGUCUGCACAGCACUCUAUUAGCAGCCUACAACUGGAUAUAACAUAUACUAGACAGAUUAUAUUUUAUGGGAUUUAAUUAAGACAUUCUGCCCUCCUCACCCUAUUUGCUAUAUUAAAAUGCAUUAUAUUUACACAGCUAUGAAAAAUUGUAAAAAAAAAAAAAAAAAGGGCCCACUCUCCCCUGGAAAAAAACAUGGAUGUGAUUUUGCUUUGAUUCUUAUGUUUUGGUUUAUGCCAAGUGAAAGGCUAAUUAAUUACAACAAACUCCGUACUAUUUAAUGUUUUGUUUUUUUGUUGUGGAUGGAAGGUAGUUGCGGUGGGGAUGGACAUAAGGGUAUUAUUGACUGGUGCGUGGUUUGGGCAAAAGAGUGCAUGGUUAACAGUCUGUGGGGCUAUUAUAUUGCUACUGUAUGUCAAUGUAUCUUCUCAGGUCUGUCCCUAAAUAAAGUAGUCGUUGGUAGGCAAGUUUCCUGGAGACGUCCGUUACUGCUUGUUAUAGUCAGAACUGUUUUGGAAAGUGAUAGGUCUGCCAUUAUGGUUAUAAAGAUUAAGCAUUCAAUAGGCAGACUCAUUCUCUCCCUGCUUUAGCAGAGUGCUAGGAUCUGUUCUAUUGUACAGUGCUGUUAGUUUUCAAAGCCAUUCAAUUAUGCUGUUUCUUGUACUUUCUACUUACAGAGAGCCUUAAUGCAGAAUAUGUCAAGGGGGAACAGGCAGAAGGCGUAGUGUGUGAAGAACCGCUAGGUAAGGAUUAUGUUUGACUGUAAUGUGUGUUUCCCUGAUAAAUUCUAUAUUUUCCUCUAAAUUCCUUCAGUGCCUAGAACAAAAUACCUUUACUACAUGUACACAGAGACAAACACAAGCAUUUACAAUACUAAAUAAUUUUUUUUUUAAAAUGUUUUAACCUCUUUUACUGCUUUUGACUGUUGUGUACUUUUUAAAUUAAAUCUCAUUUUAAUUCCUGUGAAUGUCUAGAUAUGUGAUCUGUAACAAACACGUCACCAUGUUUCAGUAGAAUGAAACCAUGUAAUUAAAAACACUUUUUGGGGUUUAAUAGACAAGAACUCUUUAAACAAUACAAGAAUCCAAACUGAUGAUCCAGUAUCUGACCUCUGAUUGAUGCUGGGAAGAAAAAUCUAUAUUUUUUUAAUUGUAAUUAUAAUUACAGUAUAUCACAAACCUCCAGGAAUAUAAUAUAAUAUAAGUAUAUAAAAUCAUUGUCUCUAGCGAAAAAUAGACCAAAAUAUGCACAAUUCUCUCACUACAACUCCUCAGCCAAUUUCUCAAGGUAAACUUUCUAGCCACUUGCUGUGGAACUAGAAAAUUACGGUAUGUAGCACAAUGUAACAAAAAAGUAAUAAAACUAUGUACAUACGGUUUCUCACCACUCCAUUCUGAGAAGCCUGAUAGGUGAUGGGUAAAUGAAACUGGAACCUUACCACAAAAAAUAAUAAAUACAAAACAUCCUCCUGCAUUAAUACCCAGUAUAGAUUGAAAAAAAUAAUUAUACAAGAAUUGCUGAACCUUUAAUAGUAUUUACAUGAGCGUAAACCCGGGUACAAGUUUUGUAUGCAAGUGCGGGAACCUUCUCACAGUCUUAGGCCAUUUUAAAACAAACAAGGGGGUGAAGUGAAAUUCUGUGAGCAGUGGUUUUUCAUUCAGUUUUCUAGUUUUCUAGUUUCCUGUAUACUAACUGCUUCAUACGUUUUACCACUUUAGUAAAAUAUUCAGUGGAAGAACAAACCGCCGCUCCUCCAACACAAGAUCCUUCCAAGGUGUGAACAUCCCAUCCACGACACCAACACAGAGAAAUGUUGCCAGCCACGUAAUCGAUGAAGCCUGUAUGGGCGUAUUUUAAUUGGGCUUCAAGAUAAUGGACAGCUUCUUAAAGAGUUUUAUGUUUACGUUUUAGUGACAGGUCAAUUUUAUUUAUUUUUUCCUCGUUGAUAUGAUCAAAUAAUGAUGUGUUUUUAAUUAAUAACAUUAUCUGGAAACCAUUUUUUUUUUUUAAUUUAAUUUUUUUUUUUUUGCAUUUGUGAAAUGGAAGUAAAUCUUUACAUUACUCUAGUGCUCAACACGAGAUAUUAAUAUACCCAGGAGCUGAAUGGGAGCCCCUCAGGCUACUGCUGUUAAAAUCCUUUGCUUGUGUGAGUUUUCAAUAAACAAGAAAUAGAUUCUUCUGAUCCUUGAGAUCCCUAAAUCCUUUGCAGGCACAAUCAAAGCAGCCCAGUGUUUGACAGCUGCAGUUGGCCACAUUUUAUACCUAAGCUAGAUGCCUUGUUAUAAAUUGGGGAAAAAAUGUUGAUUGAAGCAGGAACAAUGCUGGUAACAUGGAUGGUUUUAUAUAUUUAUUUUUAUGUUGCUUUUUUAUGACACUGCUCUGUUGGCGCACACAGUUACACUUUUUUUCUUUUUAGACAAGAUAGGAGAAGUGUGCAUGACACACACACACAAAAAAAAAACAAGUCUCUGGCCACACAAAAUUCUGUUAUUUCAUCUUUUUUAGUCUGACGUUCUUAGUGGGUAUAUAAACGACAGGCAAUCGAGGUUUACAGACUAUCAGCAGCAAUAAAUCACUUUAUUAAAAUGAAGUACAUUUGGUGCUUAAUUUUGUACUACCUUUUUUUUUUUACUGCAUUAUCAGAGCAUCCUCAUCAGCUACCAAGAGCACUGCAAAGGUCGAUUUAAGUAUCUCUCGCUUAGUCCCGUCUGUGUUUAAACAUCUCCUGUCGCUGUAUCAUAUCUGUAGCAAGUCAGUUAUCACUUUUCAGAAAGAUGCAAUUAGACCAUUUUCCAUUUGCUGUAAUUUGGUGAUCAGUUGCCACCUGGAAAAUACCAAUAUUCUGUGUAUCAUGGAGAAAGUUCUAAAACCAUCCACUGCAUCUUGAUCCACUUCAAGAGAUAUAGUCUCACCAAAAUGACAUUUGAUUUAUUGAUAAAAUGUAUGUCCUACUACCAGGAAAUGUAGUUUAACAAUGAACAUGCCUCAGAGUAUAGUUAUACUGUAUGGAGUCACUGACAUAGAAGACUAUUUCAAAUACAGUGAUUCAUACGGUUACCAUGUUUCCAGGGACAUAUAUCACAUAUACAGAAUGAUGGGCAGCACCUGAAAAGGGUUGCCCUAUAGUAUGUAGAAUUCCAAUGGUGGUGUAUAAGAUUAAGUAAUCAGGCAAUGAAGAAUCCUGCAGAAUAUCUAUUUUACAUACUGCAGUGAAACCCUUUUCAUGCGUUUUCAUAAAUAUAACAAAUUUCUGUGUGUCCCUGAAAACAUAGUGGCUAUGGUAACCCUAUGAAUACACAUGAUUUAACUGCCUGGGCAGCCUGUUGCAAUUAACACAUCAAGCAAGUUUUUAUUUUAAUGAUGAUGAUCUGUGUGUAGAUAGAUAAAGAAUAUUUAUUAUUAAUUUAUUUACUUUAAUAUUAAAAUUCCUUAGAGCAUUUUAUUCCAGAUGAAUAGGUUUUCCCUGUACCUACUUGUACCCCAUGUAUACGGCUCAGAGAGCCUUAAUUCAAGUGUAUGGAUUCAUUCUUGGCCGAUCUUUGCCAGACCCAGUCUGUUCUGAGAGAGGAGUUUACAACAUACUUUGUAUGUUUAGUGUGUCUCCUCUCAUUCAUUAACGUUUAAGAAUAGGAUUUGAUGAUAAACCCAUCACUUUCUCACAGAGUCCGGAGAUCUUCUGGGGAUAGACUGCAGGGAGAUUUUAUUCAGUUAUUAAAAAUAUUAACUUUUUUUCUGUUAUUGUGGAGGAAAAGUCUGACAUUGUUUUUUUUUCGCCCUUUCCAUCUAAUCAAACAAUCCUUAUGUAAUCAGAAACCUAAAACGGAGAGUAGUAAUUGCAUGCUUUCUGGAUGCUGUGCCUUCUCCAGGCUUGUUUUCCAUCAUCCUGUUAUUUUGCAGUCUUUGCUCCAGUCGUAUACGAAGACUCAAGCCAUGUUAUACAUUGCUUGUAUAGGUUUCAUACACACAUGGGACACUAUCUUUAUAAAUGGAUAUAUAACCAUAAAGCACCCAGGAACACUAGAUCAGGGGUGCCCAAAAGGUAAAUCCCCAGAUAGUGUAGAACUACAGCUACUUUGAUGCUUUGCAUGCCUUUAGAAUGACAAAGCAUCAUGGAAGCUGUAGUUUUAAAACAUCUGGAAAUCUACCUUUUGGGCACCUCUGCUCUAGAUUAUGCACUCCCCUUUACAAAUUAGAAAAAAAAAAGUAACUCACCAAAACCACUGCUUCACCCUCAUCUGCGAUCAUCACUAGGAUAAUCUUAAAUCCAAUCCAGUGCUUUUCCAUAGGGGAAACACCGACAGUGUUUUCCCGGUGCUAUGAUCAAUGAUAUAUUCAUGAAUUUGCCCUCUCACCCCCACCCCACACAAUAACAAUAACCCACAUCCAAACACAUUUCUCUCUCUCUCCCCCCUAUCCCAGCAGACCCCAGGUAAGUUUUCAAACUGUUCUUAAACAGUUUUACUACUUACUCUUGGAGGGCACUACUGGCACCAUAACCACUACAAAGUGCUGUAGUGGUUAUUGUGCCUGGAACGUUUAUUUAAAUAAUCUACCAGUGCCCCUAUCAAGAUUAGGUUCUGAAUCUGCGCUUGAACAGCAAGCAUUUCUGCUGACCAGGGGCCCAGAAAAUGCCGCUGCGCUGUACAUAUAUACAACCUAAUAACAUUUUUGACUUGGGGGCGCCUUGAACCUUAAAAGUUUGGGACUAAUAGGGAGACUAAAUUGUGUUUGCAUGGUCAUGAUGCUGAAUCUAAAUAUCUUCAGAAAAUGAGGAUGUUCUAGGAGGAAGUGCCUCAAAUGGUUUUCUGAUUGACAGCCACUAGAGGGUGACUGGCAGACAAAUGGAAACAUUGCUGUUAUUCUCAGAAAUAACAUUUAUCAGACUGAAGGGACAGCUUCUUGGCACUAAGAUUGCUACACUUAGUUGUAGUGGUAAUGGUGCUUAAUUUCCCUUUACACUGUAUGGAGGAGAAAUACUCUAUGUGCACACUGCAUAGGAUAUUAAUUAUAAUCUUAUGCAUAUUUCUGAGGGAUUUCUCACAUUUUGUGAAUGCCACUAAAUGUUCUUUUCAGCAAGAGGAGUUUGCAUUCCAUUGUUAUUUAAUUGUCCCUGCUUUAACUAAGUAAUGGCUGAUUAUAUACCUGUUAUUGUAUUGCUGAGGGAUAAAUGUAUGAACAAACCAAAGGUCCUUUUUCUCAGGGUAUCUGGGUCAAUACUAAGCCCCCUUCAAUCCAGGCUGUUGUCAACACUGUGGCUUAUUUUCCUUUCCUAUUAAUGUGUUUUUUGGUUUUCUCACAUAAUGGUCUUGGCUAAUUGUGAGCUGCUGGGGAAAGUGAUAUGAGUGUAUACAAAGCUGCUAACUACAUGAUUCAACUUUACUGCACAGCCAUACUAUCAACAGUGCUGUAUCUUUUAUUUACUUAUUACUGGCAUUUAUAGAGCACCGACCUAUUCCGCAGCGCUGAAUGUUGCUUUGUUUGGCAUACUCACUGUGCUGGUGCACAUGGAACACUUUCUAACUAUCUCCAUCCAUUGCCAGUAGAAAUACAAUAUUUAACUGAAUGUCACCAAAAAUGACAUUCUGUAAGUAAUGUAAUCUUGGUAGUCAAUCUAUGUAGGAGUCUCCCCUUUCUGUUGGGGAGAGCCUGUGGGUUGGUUUGUAAAGACCCAUGGCCGUCUCUUCUGUAUCUCUGUGAUUCUAUGUUAAAUUACACUCUAAAUCAAAGGUUCCAUCAGACAUAUUUACCCCACUAUGGACUGUCCUUAUAGCCUUGAGGUGAAGCAUCAGAAAAUCUCAGUUGCGCACUCAGCAUAACCUUAGUCCCGUGUACCUUGUGCGGUUAUGUGUGAAGAUGUCCAUAUGCUUUCUCGAACGCUAAUCAGAGAGUGCUGGAGGAAGUCUAAAUGACAAGCUCAUGUCAUAUUACUAUAACCAUAAUAUGUGAUUAGAUUAUAGGAUAUAAGAGGAAAUUGAGAGACACACACAGUGCUCUGCAACACUGGUUAACCUCUAAGAACCAAUUAUACAUGACAUCACAAUCCAGUCUGCAUGCACUAUCCAAAUUCAUCAGGUUUAGGCACAAAAGUGAGCAUUGUUGGAAAUGCUAAAUUAAUUUCAAAUGAUCAAAAUUGCCAACCUUGAAAAAUAAAAGGAUUAAAGUCAGCUAUGUUUCAAGUGUUGGCCUUCAAUUUGAAAUUCACUUUAAAUGACUAUUUGUUGUAUGCUGACUUUUGGUGAAUAGCCCUUCAUGACUAUUACUAGAAGUCCUGCUAUAGUUAAAGGUGCGGGGUGCUUCAUGUCAGAGGAGGCUUUCUGAGGAUUUCAGUUUUGCAGUAGCAGACAGAUAUUGGUCCAAAACAAACUAAACUCACCUUAAAAUAAUGUUUGCUAUUUUUGGUGAAGACUAAGUUUGGAUUCAUGUCUCACACUCUAAGUGACCUCAUUAAGUUAUUUUAGGUUUAAAGCCAUGUGGAAAUUCUCAUACAAAGGUUUAAAGGGAUUCUCCAGUGCCAGGAAAACAUUUGUUAAAACCCCUUCAGUGACUUACCGGAGUCCAGCGCCGAUGUCCCUCGGUGCUGGGUCAGGCUUCGCGCAUUAAACAAGGUUUUCCUAUGGGGAGUUCGGCGACGCUGGAGGACCUCACAUAGCGUGAGGACGUCCAGCGUUGCUGAAAACACUUUUCGUGUAUUGUGAACACGGAAGUCCCUCUAGUGGCUGUCUACUAGACAGCCACUAGAUGAGGAUUUAACCCUGCAAGGUAAAUAUUGCAAUUUAUGAAAACUGCAAUAAUUACACUUGCAUGGUUAAGGGUAGUGGGAGUUGGCACCCAGACCACUCCAAUGGGCGGAAGUGGUCUGGGUGCCUGGAGUAUCCCUUUAAAGGUACAAUUAAAGCCCCAUAACUUAUGGUCCUGAUAAUGGAACUGUAGCAAGCACAGAGCUAAAGAUCCUAUAAACCACUGGGCAAAUUUUUACGUUAUAUAUUGUUUCCAUUGAAAAUGAUGGGGGACACCCCAAUUAGCGGAGGUCCUUCCUGGUCUAGGCAGCCGCUGCAUGGUUGGAACUUCCUGCCUUUAUUUGAGAGUUCUUUUAUACUUUUUAUUGCUAUGUGAUAAAGGGGUAGAUAACGGGCCUCCUACCACAACAUAGGAGGAAACCAGCUCAACAGGUCUCCUUACACUACAGCCUGUGUUUAUUGCUUUUGCUGUGCUCAAACUCGAACAAUUAAAUUUGCACAAAUUAAAAAAAAAAUAAAUUAAAAUGGCAGAUGGAUAUUUGAAAAUAGCUGCACAUCCACUGUAUGCUUAAAUGAGAUCAUGUACGGUUGUGGAGCUCUUUACAUGAACACACUAUGUGUUUAAUUAUAGGAAGCCAACAAUAUCUCUAUUUUCUGAUUAGAGUUAUCGUCCAAAGCAAUAGCUGUGUUAUUACAGAUGUUUGUAAACUGCAUUUCCUACAAUAUCUAGCCUAAGGCAGUGGGCAAAUUGGGUAUUACUGGGAUUGUUUGACACAGACAUCAGUGUCACGCUCACAGUCAAAGUGGUGCAGCACAUAUUCCCAAGUUGUGGAUUAGAAUCCUGAUUUUUUUCUAAUAAAUCAUGUUGAGAAAAAAGGAUUUUAAUGUGCUGACUCUGCUACCGUUUACUUCCCCACAUUCAAAUGAACUACUCGAGUGGAAUCAUGUGUAUGGUUUUGUGAUACCAGGCAUUUGAAAAUAAUACUUUGUUUUCCUUUUGGAUUAUGUAUAUUGGCUUGUAUUUUGCAGUAUCAAUAUAUAGAUUGUUUAACCCCUUAAGGACACGCAUGAUUCCUUUUUAUUCCAGAAGUUUAGUCCUUAAGGGGUUAAAAGCUCUACAUUUAUACUGCUUUAAAUAUAUUUUAGAAGAUGGUUUUUAAAGAGUCUUUAAGACGUUAUGUACAAUCUUAUGCAAAUUGCUUUGCGAAUCAUAAAAGAAAAUGUACACUUGUUUUUUUUUUUUAAUUUCUUUUAACUAAACCAUAAAUGUUGAUGACUGAGCUAACGGGAGAAUCUUUCUAAUUUGGUUGGAAUUUUCCCAGUUUGUAUCACUGGAAUUCACCAUUAACGGGUUUAUUUCAAGUUAAUUAAAAUAGGGUUACAAAAUUGGUGAACACUGUUUCGUUGUCACAAAGGGCAUUUAAAUUAUGUCACUUCUUUGGAGUAUGCACGGGGGGGAGGGGGCACAGGGGUACAUGUAGUCUGUAUAAGAAAAACUCUUAUCGACUGUUCACGUCUGACUGUUACAGAUAUUAGCGGAUGUCCAACAUUAGCAGACUGCUAAUAUAAGUUUACCUACCGCAGUUAAAGGUUUGUGAACAGAUUUUCCAUAUUGUGUUAAACUACAGAUGAAUUGUUUGGGAAUAUGUAAAGCUAAUAAAAAUAUUAAAGUAAAAGCGUGUGAUCAGUUUUUUCAAAAUGGUAUGUUUGUUAUUGAAGACACAGUAAAAGUAUAUACCGGUAGUUUGAAAAACUCACAAUUUUACAGAUGGUUCAUCAUGUUAAAAUAACCGUGAUGGUCAGUCAUCGUGAUAGUCUUCUGCAUUCUGGCUGUAAAGUAUUUACUUCUUUAAGAAUUUCUUAAUAAACAUGAGACAAUUAAAUCUGUUAUGGCUUUUCCUUGUGUGAACAAAGAAUAUAGAAUUUUUCAUGAUGCCAGACAUUAAAAUUACUUUAAAACUACUGAUCAUUAAAUGACAUAGUGAAAAGGGACACUAGAGUCACCAAAAAAAUAAAAGCUUAAUGAAGCAGUUUUUUUCAGUAUACAUCAUGCCCCAGGAGUUUCACUGCUCAAUUCUCUGGUUCAUUAAUCUAAAGUUGCGUUAGUGACUAUAGUGUCCCUUUAAAUUCAGGAUCAGGCAUGUCAACAUGACACUGCAGGUUCGAAAUUAAGACCAAUUCAUUUUUUUUCUCAAGAGUAGGUGCAAUAUUUCUUAAUGGCUUUUCCCCCAUUAGGAGGGUUACAACCGUAAAUAUUAAGUGGUGAUUGUUUUAUAUGAAAAUUCUUCCAUCCUGCAUAAUAACACUCUAAACAUGUUUAAAUAAAAAAACAUUUAAUAAACUUUAACAGAAUACUCAGUUACCAAAAAAAAAAGUGCUACCAUGUCAGUUUACACUAUAUACAGUGAAGGAGUAAACCAUGUUUGUGCUCACAAUUAACACAGAAAGAUAAAUAUUCAUAUGGAAGAAAAAAAAAAUAACAGAUCACUAUCAUGUAACUAAAAUAUCUAUUGUGUGCAUCAUAUGAACAUUAUAACCACACAUUUGGCAGGGAAUGUCUUAAGUAAAUUACUGGGAUAACCGGACAAUCAUGCAAUAAAUAUCAAUGAAUGCAUAUAGAGCAAUUGAACCAUAAUACAUGAGCUAAAUUUCUCCACUGAAUUUUAGAGAACCGCACGAAAAACACGUCAUCAUGAAAUACAAGUUGUGCACCAAGUUAUUUGUACAUGUUGGCAAAAAAAAAAUUAAAAAAAACAAUCUGUUUUGACUUUUUAAAUGUUUCCUACUGAUUACAUUUAUGUGAGGACCUGUCCUAACAGUUAAGCGCCUCCAACCCCUCUGGAUAUUGGAGCCAGGUACCGUUCCUUUCCGGCUCUCAUAACCAGGCAUGCGCAGUGCCGUCACGGCUUGUCAUAGACUAUCAUUAUGUUCAGUGAUUCAAUAAGACAAGAGAAUCAUUUGAUUGCGACAAGCACUGUGCAUAUACUAACUGUCCCAAUGCUCUUCUAUGACUAGCACUGUACAAGACAGUCUCAGCCGAGAAGGAGCGUGCGGCAGCGCUGAUGGGGACUUGGCGCUGGAGAAAAGGGCCAUUUAAAGAAACACUCCAAGCACUAGAACCAUUGCAGCAAUUUGGUAACUGUUGAUAAAGUGUCCUUCAAAAGCAAAAUGCGUGGUAUGUCUCCUUUUCUCCCCCUAAUGUAUUUUUAGUACUUUGGUAAAUUUUUCUGUGCUGGUUACCUGCCAUUGUUUUAUGUUUUGGGUAUAUUUUUGAAGAACUAAUUGUAAUAACUCUGAUGUAAUGUUUCCUUUGGCAGAGGGCACAAUUGUGAAAAUUUCAUUCAAUUUCAUGUCAGUGUUCACCAGUGUAAUCCAAAAGUUAAGUAACUAAUUGACUUCUUAUGGGGUUUCUUGAGCGAUGUUCCCCACCUCCUCUCAGCUUUCAGAGCCUACUACUUAGAUGCUGCCACUAGCUGUCCUAAGUUAAGCCCAGCAGUGCAAAGCCAGCUCAUUGGUGGAGAGUGUCAGAUGAUCUCACUCACCCACUGAGCUAAACCCGGCACUAAUGGGCUUAGCUCAGAGCUUCCGGCUGAGAGGAAGCUGCACAGUUGCAGGAAGUGGCACACGGCCCCUGACAAACGCCAGGCACAGUCAACCCAUUGCUAAACUGUUUGAGUACUUACAUGGAGGACACCAGGGUACCUCUAGCACUAUAAUCACUACAGCACAGUAUAGAAGUUAUGGCACUGUGAGUGUUCCUUUAAAAUCACCUCCUGUAGUCUGCACAGGAACAACCAAUUUUAAAUGUAAAAGCAAAAUCUCCCCAAAACGACACAUUCAUACAUGAAUAUACAUAAUGCCUUGCAAAAGUAUGCUGACCCUUUACCAAUUCUCACAUUAUCCUGACUGUCUAUAUAUUAACAUUUUAUGGUUUGUGUGCGCGAUACUUUAGUUGUAAACAUUUAAACUUAGAAAGUAUAUUUUUAUACAAGAUGACAUUGGGUUUAUGGUAAAUAUUUUGAUGGAAAACAAUAAAAUUGUUGUUUUUAAAAACAUUAAUCCCCUCUGCCCUGGAAGCUUCUUAAGUUACACAGCUGGGAAAAAAAACAGAAAACAUAUCGUUAACCAACAAUUGGAAUCUCCUUCGAGACCAGUUAAAGUCCUAAACUCAAUCCUAUUAAGAAACAUCAGCGAACAAGCUCCAUCCAAACUGAAUCACCUGGAGCAAAUAUGCCAAAACCAAUAGGCAAAAAUAUCACCAAAAGAAUGCCAAGAUGGCAGGUAGCCGAAAGGCUUAAAGGAACACAAGUCACAACACAACCUUAAUGCAUUCGAUUUGAUGCCCUCGGCCUCAACAUGAAUACCUUCCAACUUUUCAAUUGGACAGAGAGAAACACUAUCAUUUUAGGAGUUUGACUGGGAGUGUGGUCAAGGGUGUGGUUAAUCAGAGACAUUUUAGGUUACUUACAAAUAUUAAUUUAUGCAGCUAAACUUUAAUUUAGAACUAAAACAAUAUAUCUUAGUUAAACAUACUGAUUUGUAAACACAUUUAUUGUAGUUUAAAGACACAUUACUGUGAGUAUUAUUGCUGUGGAGCGGUUAUACACUCUGACACACCAACAAUAUGGAGCUCCAAGAAAAGAGAAACACUGGGGUAAAAAAGAGGGACAGAGCGUCCAAAAUAGGGACACUUGGAAUGUAUGACUAUGCUAUAUUUUUGCAUGCUCAAAUCCUUGUAGUUUUAUCACAAAAAUAACUUCUCCGCCAGUAUGCCUUCCCUGCCAGAGACCUUUCUUAUCAUUAUAUACAUCUCCGCCCCAACAGCACUGCUUUUAAUUCACAACCUGGCUGCAGACAGAGAAACUACAAACAGGCAGUGAUAUCUUUACUAUAUGCCUUCCUGAGUGCCCUCUCCUUCUUAUGUAGGUUAUUUUGUAGUUUAGAUCAUUCAAGACCAUCACUGGUUGAGCUGUCAAAACAUUUGACAAGGAAGUGUUAAGGUUUUCUAGAAUGAGGGGCGUGGCUUAGGUUUUGCAAAACAUUUUUUUGUUCAAAAACUACAGAGAUUUGAGCACCCAUAAAUAAUACAGCCUAUUAUUCAAAUGCAUUAAAGUGGUCUUGAUGAAUGGCGCGUCCCUUUAACGAUUCUACCUGCAAAACACAGCUUCACCAGAUAGUAACAUGAUGGGAUUGCAAGCAGCAGAUUUCAGUAUUUUCCUUCAGUAUUUUUAAGUAAUAUCCUCCCCCCCCACCCCCCCACAAUUGUACAGCGCUGAGGAAUAUGUUGGCACUUUAGAAAGUCCAGUAAUAAUAAUAAUUACACAUUAAUUCCUAAUUUUGGCUUUAAAAAUAUACCCUUAGAACGAAUGAGUUUGCAAUAAAAAAGUUUUGGACAUUUGUGAGUAUGUAUCAUUUGUAAUCCAGAAAGGAAUGAUUAUUUUUAAGGGGUGCCAAUACUUUUGCAAGGAAAUUCCUAUAACACACAGCUGCAGUGCUGUCCAGCUCACAAAGAUGCUAGAGGCAACAAUGUUAAUAGUUCUUCUAAUUAAGUUAUCAAUGUUGUAGAAUUUACCAUUUGUAUUUUGCCCGAUAUAUCAAUUAAAGGGUUACUCCAACGGUUUCUUGUUUUAAAUAAAAACUUAACUUGAAUCCAUCGCCAGGUCAAGUUCUCUCCAAUCCUUUCCAAACCUUCCUCAUCCUCACGCUGCAUUAUGCUUUUCUCAUAGAGAUGCAUUGUUCGACCUUGGGCACAUGUGCAGUAAGUGCGGGGAAAGUCAAUCUGCUUCUUCUGAUAAAGAAGUACUGGAUUCAAUUCUCUAUCACUGCGCAUGUGAGUGACUGCUCAUCUCUCCACUAAAGCCAGUCUGUCUCGCAAUUCUGGCAAUCUGAGCAAUGAGCCGGGGAGGGCUGGACAAGGAGAGUGAACUAAACAGGGGAGGAAAAGAGCAUCCAAUUUAUAGAGGCUGGGAGGGCUGGACUGUGAAGGCUGAACAGAAGGAGGGGGAUACAUAGAGCAAGUGCUGUGUGUGCGCGCAAGUUCCAUGCAUGAGGUCCAACAGGCUUCUCCUUGCAGGAGUGCUGCCACAGAGGGAAGAAGCAUAUUACAUCUGUCACCAGAGGGAACUUUAUCCGGGCACAAAUAUACAGAUUUCUCUGUCUAAGCAGAAUUUCAAAAAGCAGAAGAGGUCAUUGGUGUGUUGGAAUAACCCUUUAGAUAAAUUUAUAGUAAAUAUGGAUGAUUGUAACAAUAUUUGAUUUGGACCCAUCAGCAUGGAGUAAUACAGGAAUUCAUGUAUUACCCGUUUGGUCUGUAGCCUUUAGUAUGGUUACAGGAUAUUAGGCAAAGAUUAAACUUCUCUACAGGCUGUAUCUGCUGGACACCCAAUGGGAGAUAUAAUCAUCCUCUCAAAUGAUAUUACUCAAUAAUGGUGUCUUCCAACCCAAACACUAUUUUAAAUAUAGUGCAUACUGCUCUGUUAGUGUAUAUUAUGUAUAUAAACGCUUCCUGAGAAAAUUCAUAACAAAAACACAUCACCCCCUACAGCGAACAGCAUUUGUUUCACAACGCAUCUCAGAAUACCUUUUCAAUGGCUCAUUGCAUGCAACAAUUAUCUAGUAAAAAAUAAUAAUAUAUAUUAUUCCGAAUGUCUAGGAUAUGCUCACGAUCUAUUAAGAAUAAUUUGUUUUGGAGAGGUUUAUGCACGGAGGAUGGGAGAAUUUUCUGAUUUAGAUAUUUUUGAAUUUUUUAAGUCCUUUGAAGAUUACACGUUUAAUGAACAAACCAUAAUGUUAAAACCCCUUCAAUCACUUACCUGAAUCCAGCGCCAAUGUCCCUCGGCACUGGGUCAGACGCCACCCAUGCUCCGAGACCUAACGCGCGUUAACCAACACUUUCCUAUGGGGAUUUCAGUGACGCUGGAGGUCCUCAUGCAUAUCGUGAGGGUGUCCAGCGCCAUUUAGACGUGGAGUUAAUUAACCCUAGAGGUGGAGUUAAUUAACCCUGAGAGGUAAUUAUUGCAGUUUCCUAGAAACUGCUAUAAUUACCACUGUAGGGUUAAGGGAAAUUGCACUAAGACCACUUCAAUGAGCUGAAGUGGUCUGUGUGCCUAUAGUGUCCCUUUAACACCACAUAUCCAAGUUAGAUUAAAGUAUUUAAUGGAGCUACCCACUAUUUAACAAUUCUGCAAUAGACACAUUCUGUUAGUUCCUUCCUUCCUUGAUAUCCAUAUCUGCGUCUUGGUAGAAAAACAAUGCAAUAGUCGAUGUAACAUAAAUUGAGAGCGAACACUCUUCCAGGACAUGAAAAAAAUGAAUUUGAUCCCUUCAUAGAGUAUACUUAGAAUAAGGUCUAGACAAAGUGCUGCACUACUAUGUACAGGGAUGACACAGGUAAAAAGGUUACUUGUGCUGAAUUCCUAUAUAUAAAUAGCUAGAAAUAAAGACUAUCUGGAAUUUAGGUUUAUGGAGAAUAAACCCAUCUGAAAGUUACAGUUCUGUGAACCGUAAGAUUAAACAUUCAAGUGAAGGGAUGUAACACGUAACAUGUAAACAUUCAAGGAUAAGAACCAUAUUGAUGAAUCCUGAUUAUCUGGAGCAAAGAAGCUUGGCGGUGUUCGAGUCAGCUUUGCAACCAAUUACAGGUGUUACAGACUCCUUCACCAACAGAUGCUCUAUAAAGAAACCUGGGCGAAAUCCUUUGGUGCCCGGAAUGUUGGUUGCUAUAGGGAAUGAGACCUGUUUGUACAUCGAACAUGAAGCGUUACGGUCUGCACUGCUUAUUAAACAGCCGUGUGUACAGGAGUAGCGGAAUGCGAAGGGGACGACCCCCGGUCUGAUGAAGAGGACACAGAUCGAGUUGCAGCUUCUCUCUGAAGUUCCUCCAGCUUCUUCUGCAGUUCUGCUCUUAUGGACAGGAGAUCCUUAAGGUUCUGAUGAAUUGGCAUCUG
Messenger RNA from Pelobates cultripes (western spadefoot toad), 69192 nucleotides. NCBI's taxonomy places the organism in Eukaryota, Metazoa, Chordata, Amphibia, Anura, Pelobatidae. The record is from the annotation of a GenBank genome assembly.